Messenger RNA from Pelobates cultripes (western spadefoot toad), 61735 nucleotides. The record is from the annotation of a GenBank genome assembly. Lineage: Eukaryota; Metazoa; Chordata; Amphibia; Anura; Pelobatidae.
GCCAUCUUGGUCCGGUGUCGUCGUCCUCAGCGUUGACCUCACUGCUCUCCUCUCGCACAGGUGAGAUCUCGGUCAAAAUUCCAACAAAGUCAAUAUAAGUAUUUUUAUAAAGAUUCUAUCGUUAUGAAAUACUAAUUUUUUGGGGAGGGGGUGACAGUGUUGCUUUAAGGUAAAAGUAGCUGAAAUGGAAGCAUAGCUGACUGGGAGAAUUUUUCAAGUUUGGCUACUUUGGACUUUAGUUUUAAAUUCACUUGUAAUUGCAGCAAAUUCUCACUUUUAGUGAAUAACCCGGUGUUUAAUUAAAAGCAUCCCUACCGUAAAGAGACAUGUUUUCAUAAUGCGUUUAAAGGCACCCCUCACUUGCCGAAGGGGUUCCGUUACUAUGACUGGGUCGUAAACUGAAUUGGUCGGUAAGCGAGGAUGCCUCACACCAGCGUCACAUGCGUUAGAAAGCCGGUCUAUGUUUGGGAAAUUCGGUAAGUUAAUAUCUACUGAAGUAAUGAAAUUCUCGAGCGCAUGUCUUAAUACAACAUUUCUCCAUAGAAUCCCAAACUCACACGAGCGACCUCAAGUCAUAAUGGGAGUUGAAGUUGCCACAAAAGUGCAGUGUAGGUAAGUGUGUUAUGUACCUCCGUUGCAUUAUACGUCCCAGUAAACACUUACAUAGUAUUACUAGUGACAGAUCCUGUUUACAUGAACAUUUUCCAGUAUUAGUUGACUUUGACUAUGCAAGGAACCGAAAAUUUAAAGGAACAUUAGAAGCACCCAGUCCGCUUUAUCUCAUAGAAGUGGUCUGGUUGCAGUGUCUAUGUCCCCUUAACCCUGUAAUUGUAAUUAUAGCAGAUAUUGAGAAACUGCAAUAAUUACAUUGCAGGGUUCACUCCACCGCUAGUGGCGUUUCCGGGUCUUUAUGUGACUUUUGGUCUGCUAAAUGACGAUGAGCAUCCUCACACUCUGCAUGAGGACAUCCAGCAUCAGAUAAAACCUCAUAGGAAAGCAGUGAUUCAAUGCUUUUCCUAUGGGGAAGUCCUAAUGUGAUUUAUGGUGCUCGCGGCGCAUGCACAAUAUGUCCCCCCUCGCCUUGCACUAUAGUGCCCCCCUCGCUCGCAACUCCCCGCCCCCCCCCGCAGCGCACAAAGGGUUAAAAACCCUUAAUUCACUUACCUGAAUCCAGCGCCGAUGUCCCUCGGCACUGGGUCAGACUCUGCCUCUGUUCCCCCUCCCUCGAUGUCCAGAACUUAAUGAGCUAGCGCCGUGAUCGUAUUAGGACAUCCCUAAUUGAUUAAAUGCUUUCCUAUGGGGUUUUAACUGACGCUGGAUGUCCUCAUGCAUAGCGUAAGGACGUUUAACAUCAGGUGACCAAAAGUCCACUUAUUGACUCGGAAGCCCCUCUACUGGCUGUCUGGAAGACCCUGCAAUGUAAUUAUUGUAGCUUCUCAAUAACUGCAGUAAUUACAAUUGCAGGAUCAAACUGACAGAAACAGUGCACCCAGACCACUUCAAUGAGCUGUAGUGGCCUGGGUGCCUAUAGUGUCCCUUUACGUGGAGUAUUCUACUGUUUGUGUCAUAAAUAGAGUUUUAAAAGUAGUCUCACAGAAAAACAAGAUAUCUCCAUAUACCAUAUACUUUUACAUAUACUCACUAAAGCUUUGCAGCUGCAUAGACUCAUUUAAAAAGCAAAAGAAGGCAGUUUACUUUAAAACUAUAAUAAAAGUGUCUCUAAGCAUUUUAAAUUUGCUGCUUUAUAAGACUAUUGCUAUUAAAAACAGCACAAACAUUUUACAAUACACAUAAUAGCUGUCAUUCACGUCGUCACUAUGGAAAACUCUGUUAAAGUUCGACAAUCGAAAGGAUGCUGACUUGGUUCGUAUUACCCAUUACAUCUACCCAUUAAAUCUGUGUGUGGCCAGUUAUCCUUUAUCAGUGUUAAACUGCUAAAAAAUUGUUUCACACUGACAGGGGCGUACCCCGCACUUGUGUAAAUCAAUCUUUGACCGAGGGCUUGAGAUUUUUAGGGACUCACCCCCGUGAUAUAACUAUUAAAAAUCAGUGCUGCUCUAUUUAAAAAGAUUUUAUGGGGUGUGUAGGAGAGAUCGAGUAGACAAAAAAAGGCUAAUCUAGAGAGAAAGGAGUAGGGAAAAAAUAAGGUACCCACCAGCAUAACAAAAUCUUCGUCUUUUGGGCGCACAGCCAUAUUAAUGAGUGCCGCAAAUCAAACCCUAACAAGCAUAUACCUGCCAACUUUGCCUCAGUUGGAAUUGGGAUGGGGCCCGACUUCUAAGGGUAACUAGUGACAUAACUUGCGUCACUGGUGAUGUCCCAAAAUAGACCCACCAGGAAAAGCAGUUAAAGAAAAAAGCGUGGGGAGCCCAGAAACUCACAAAUCAUCUUUAUCUACACAAACACCCAUACAUCUCUCACACACACACUUCACAGAUACAUCCCAUACAUCUCCAACUCCCACUACCUUUAACCCUGCAAGUGUAAUUAUUGCAGUUUUCAUAAACUGCAAUAUUUACCUUGCAGGGUUAAGUCCUCCUCUAGUGGUUGUCUACUAUACAGCUACUAGAGGGCACUUCCGGCUUUAUAUUACACAAAAAGUGUGCUAUAACGACGCUGGACGUCGUCACGCUAUGUGAGGACCUCCAGCAUCGCUGAAAUCCCUAUAGGAAAGCAUUGAAAGUAUUAUUCAGUGCUUUCCUAUGGGGAGGUCUAAUGUGCGUGUGCGGCAUUGCCGUGCAUGAACAUUAGGUCUCCCCCGCCGCCUGCAACGCAUGCUCAAUAGGUCUCCCCUGCCGGAUGACGUCAGCGGGGGAGGAGCAUGGGCGACCCUGACCCAGCGCCGAGGGACAUCGGCGCUGGAUACAGGUAAGUCACUGGAGGGGUUUUAACCCCCUCGGCAACCUGGGAUGGGGGGUGGGAGGGAGAGGGGACCUGCAGUGCCAGGAAAACGGAUUGUUUUCCUGGCACUGGAGAAUCCCUUUAAAUCCUUUUGGAUACAUUUUAAUAGGUCCUUCUUUUUAGGGGUCAACAUAUAAUUCUAUGACAAUAACAGCAUAUUCAGAGAUACUUAAAGGGACACUAUAGUCACCAAGACCACUUCAGCUCAAUGAAGUGGUCUGAGUGCCAGGUUCCCCAGUUUUUAACCCUUCAGAUGUAAAUAUAGCAGUUUCAGAGAAACUGCUAUGUUUACAUUGCAGGGUUAAUCCAACCUCUAGUGGCUGUCUUUCCUGACUGCCGCUAGAGGCGCUUCUGCGACGCUGGAUGCAAAAUUCUCAUCCAGCGUGCAGAACGUCCAUAGGAAAGCAUUGAGAAAUGCUUUUCUAUGGAGUGUUGGAAUGCGCGCGCGGAUCUUUUCGCACAUGUGCAUUCCGCUCCACUCGGGAGUUGAUAAUCGCAGGGGAGGAGAGGUCCCCAGCGCAGAGGGAGCCGGCGCUGGAUAAAGGUAAGCUGCUGAAGAGGUUUUAACCCCUUCAGCGCCACGGGAGGGGGACCCUGAGGGUGAGGGUCCCCCAAGUAUCACAUAGUGUCAGGAAAUCGUGUUUGUUUUCCUGACACUAUAGUGAUAACCUUUAACCCCUUAAGGACCAAACUUCUGGAAUAAAAGGGAAUCAUGACAUGUCACACAUGUCAUGUGUCCUUAAGGGGUUAAAGGAAUACUAUAGGGUCAGGAAUACAAACAUUUAGGUGGGUUGCCCCCCCCCUCCUUCCACCCCCUUAACUCUCUUAAAAGGUAAUAAAACUAACUUUAUUUCCAGCUGCCUUAUAUUAAUUUUAUCCAUGAUGUAUGUGCACAACUUGGGCUGAACUCUCUCUCUUAAACUGAGCCUCAGGCCUCUUGGAAGAUUGCGGCACAAUGGCAAUAUAACUGCUAACAGUUUAUAUAGAGUGCCAUUCAUUCUUUGUUCUUCUGGGGGCAUAAAUUACUAUCCAUUAACCUUCUGGGUUUAUGGGACCAUAAUGAGACACCCCUGAUUGGGGUAGCAGCAGGCAGACACAACAAACUGUGCAUCUAAAGGGGAUUUUUUGUUAACUUGGAAAAUGUUUUUUUUCCCUCUAUUUAUUUAUUUAUUUAUUUAUAUCCAUCCAAAAUAGGCAGGAGCACUCACUUGUAAAAGUCAAAAAUUUAUUAGAAAAUUUAAAAAAACGAUCGUUUCAGUCCUGCAUAGAGGACUUUCAUCAGGAUCAAAGAUUAUAUAUAUAUAUAUAUAUCUAUAUCUAUAUCUAUAUAUAUAUAUAUAUAUAUAUAUAUAUAUAUAUAUAUAUAGAUGUAAAAAAACAGAUAAAAUUCUUAUCUUGUAAUACCUUUUUUAUUGGACUAACAGAAUUUUUUAAUGACAAGCUUUCGGGAGAACCUCCCUUUCUCAAGUCUGAAGCAUUUCUGAGCAAAACGACACAUAGAAUUCAAAGUUGAGUUGUGAUACAGGGGUUAAAGCGACAUGAGUGUAGAUAAGACACAGGUUUGUUAGAAAAUAUAUAUAUAUAUAUAUAUAUAUAUCUAUAUAUCUCUUAUAUUAUAUAUAAAAAAUAAGGCGGCAGACACAACCAAACGCUCUAUACCCCUAGGGUCACACCCAGUGGUGGAUCCAGAGCCUGAUCUCGGGAGAGGCACUUGUAGAUUAUUUAAAGAAAUAGCUCAGUGUAGUAGUUAUGGUGCCAGGAUCCCAUCCCAGAGUAAGUAGUCAAACGUUAAAACAGUUUGACAACCUACCUGGGGUCUGCUGGGAUAUAGGGCAUAGGAGCAGUAGUAUGUGUGAAAGGUGCAGUGUGUGUGUAUGGGGGCCCUGUAUGUGUGUACGGGGGGGUCGUGUGUGUGUGGGGCAAUGUGUGUAUGGGGAGGCAGCAGUGUGUGGGGGGCACUGUAUGUGUCUAUGGGACAAUGUGUGUAUGGGUGUACAAUGUAUGUGUGGGGGGCACUGUGUGUAUGGGAGGGCGGCACUGUAUGUGUCUGUGGGACAAUGUGUGUAUGGGAGGGCAGCAGUGUGUGUGGGGCAAUGUGUCUAUGGGUGGGCAGUGUGUGGGGGGCAAUGUGUCUAUGGGUGGGCAGUGUGUGGGGGGCAGUGUGUAUGGGAGGGCAGUGUGUGUGUGUGUAUGGGGCGAGGGGGAAGAAGAGUAGGGAGGCUUUAUAAUAAUUUUCAAAAAAAAAUUAUUUAACAAAAUAAACAUAUUUAUGUCCCCCCUCCCUUCUUACCUUUACUGAGGGAGGAGGGGGGACAUUUCUCCAUCCCUGGUGGUCCGGUGGGGAUUCCCUGGUGGUUCCAGUGGUGGUGAGGUGAACGCUAGCCUGUAGCUCGUGAGAUCCGGAGUGUUGCCGUGGUAACCGCAGCAAUGCUUCGUGCUCGCGAGAGUAGGACCUGGAGGAGCUGCAGGCUGAGCUCCCGGGUCCUCUCUCCACUGGCGAAUCAGGCUUUCUCCCUCCCUCCGCUGCCUGCACGAUGCCUGCAGACCAGGGAGGGAGAUCUCUGAUCUCCCUCCCCGGUUCGCAGGCACAUUGCAGGGCUGGCACUUGGACAAUGCCAGCCCUGCAUUAGCCGGCAGGGGAGAAUCUCGGGGGGGGCAAUUGCCCCGUUGCCCCCCCUCCCCUGGAUCUGCCAGUGGUCACACCAUUAUGUAAGCUCGUUUGAGCAGGGUCCUCUUUUAUUCCUGUAAGUUUUCUUGUAAUUGUCCUAUUUAUAGUUACAUCCCCCCUCUCAUAAUAUUGUAAAGCGCUACGGAAUCUGUUGGCGCUAUAUAAAUGGCAAUAAUAAUAACCUACAUGGGACGUCGAUCUGCACACAAAACGUGUCGACCUUCCUUAAUAUUAUUCCAAGUCUCCUGUCUUGAGACUACUUUGACAUUGCAUUUUAUUUGUCUGUUGAAUGAUUUGAACCUCUUACGUAACCUUUAUCUGUCUGAGUGAAUAUAAAUAGUCUAUUCUUGUGUCGCGCUAUGUGCAUUUCACAAUGUACGGAACAAUCACUGUCGCAUGCAUGACAUACAUUGUGACUGUCCAGCUCAACAUUGUUUACUGUAACAAAAAAAUCUAAACUAAAGAAUUAAGAAAAAAAUACAGAUUGACCCCCAAACAGUUUCUUUUAAAAGCAACUUUGUUAACCCCUUUAUGGUAACUGAUAUUUUGAAUCUGUUUUAGCGAUCAUUCAUACAGGAACACCCCAAGACAAAACUAUCCAGAACUUAAAUAAUGCUUAAUUAAACAACACCAGCACCUAUUUAAUAGAUCAUUAAAAUACAUGUCCUACUUCUUGUGACACCAAGAGUGCAAUGUGAACACAACAACAAACACUUUCGCUCAUGGCAGGCCACGUCUGCACAUGUGAAUUUCCACAUUUAUUUAUGCACAGUCACAGGGAUGAAACGCACUCAGUCACUUGUAAAAGCUGUUUGGAUUUGACCGAUUUUUACCUUCAAACAAAGUAAUUCCCGUUUUGUUUUAUGGUGUCUUUGAACUGCGUCAGAAUUUCUGUGAAAUUCCAACGCAGUCCGUAUGUGUAUUUCAUAAAGAAGUGGCAGAGCCAUAGAUAUUGUUGCUGGUUGCUGCUGCACUGGCUCAUUUUUUAGAUCUUUACUAAGCAGUGUUAAUUUUCUUGACGAACAAUUUUAGUCCGCUUUAGUAGAUUUAGUAGACUAAAACUAAAACAAUUCAGAUGACUAAAAUACGAUUAAAACUAAAAUGACUUUUUAGUCAAAAGACUAUGACUAAAGCUAAAUUGCAAUUUGCCCCCAAAAUUAACACUGCACAGAGGGGCUAUGGAAAGGGCAAAAGAGACAGACCAGGACUUGGGAGAGAGACACCUACAGUGGCUGGGAGGACUCAGAGACACAGAGGGGCUGGGAAAGGGGUAAAAGAUAAACAGAGGCUUUAACUAAAUCUGUUAGAUUUUAGUCAUGUCAACUAAAAUCUACUGGAUACUUGAAAUUUGCUGGCUGGGAAAGGGGCAAAAGAGACAGACCUGUGCUUGGGGGGUAUGGGAGAGACACCCUAAACGGGUUGGGGGACACACAAAAGGGUUUGUAAGUGGCAAAAGAGACAGACCGGGGCUUGUGAGAGAGACACCUAGAGGGGCUGAGGGAGCACAAAGAGACACAGAGUGGCUGAGGAAGGGGCGAAAGGUAGACAGAGGCUUUAACUAAACCCAUUUAGUUGUCAACUAAAACAAUUCAGAUGACUAAAAUACGACUAAAACUAAAAUGGCUUUUUAGUCAAAAGACUAUGACUAAAGCUAAAUUGAAAUUUGCUGCCAAAAUUAACAAUGCUACGAAGAAGCCAAUUAGGGUUCGUGAUGACCUGCAUGACAUGUUCCUACCCGGCAGGCGCACACCAGAGAUUUUUCUAUGUAUGGGCGAGGGAAACAAACUUCUCUCUGACGUGAAUGAGGGAGUGGGUUUAUAAGUGCAGGGUGAUGAGGACAGGUGUCCUCCUAGCAUCAUAACUUACAUAUUUUGUUUGGCAUGUUCCUUUAUUUUUCCAGGUAAUUCACUGGCAAUUUUACUAGUUAAGUGCAUACGUUAAAUUCUACUACAUGACCUGUUCACUUUAACUACUAAAUUUGGCACUGAAGGGGUUAAACUACGAAGAACCGGUUCUACAGAAAAGAGUGUACGAAUCUGGCAUAUGAGGCAUGUUUAAGGCUUGCACAGGUUACGGUAAUUGACGUAGAAUAUAUUUUUACCUGUGACUGACAGGUAGAUAAACCAGGUAACUGGAAGUCAGGGUGAAAGUGAGCCAAGGGUGUUCUCAGUUGUUACACCUAACCUGCCUUCACUUUAGCCAAACAACCUGGCAACAAUUAUAAAUCUAUACCGUCUGACCAGUUUUUUUAGAUGUGCAGAUGAACAUCAGAUGUUCUUUUUCUUGAAUUUUUUUUUUUAAUGAAUUUUUUUUUCUUCUUGUUUUGCCCUGCGCUUGUCCUGUAUGGGUAACCAUUAGACCAUCAAGGCUGCUUGGCAAGUUCCCAACGUAUUUUGGGGGAACCUGGUGUUUUGAUAGGUGGCCAUGUAAAUAUAACUUUGCGUGCUCAUAUCAGCGGAUCACACUCCUGGCAGUGAUUUUAGUUCCACUUGCAGACUUUGAGCAGAAUGCCUGCAGUUGAUUUUUUUUAUUUAUGGUCUUUUGAAAGAGCAUAACAUUAAAUCUAUACAUCGUGCUAGCAGUUUUGCCAGUGAAUAUAUAAGUUGGGAGAAAAACCUGUUUAAAAAUAGUUUUUUUCCCCCAGUUGUCAGUCAGUCCAUGCCGAGGCUGCCCACAGGAGGUCCUUCUGCUGUCUGCUAUGUAAACUCUCUAGCCUAGAAAAGUAAAGGGUGCUGAGUGACGUGACAUCACCCUGUGCCAACGCGGUCAUGCCAGUGCCGUGCCAACGUCACUGCCAACGCAUCCCAAGGCAGGGCAAAUUAAAGAAGAGUGGAGGAUGGUGGGAGAUGGCUAUUACACGAAGAGAAAUACCCAAAAGGCGGCGAUGGAACGGAGGAGAGGUGAAUAAAUCUCUAUAUUUUACAUUGAAUACAUCACGUAUUUUUGUAAUAUACAAUGUAUUCAAUGUAUAUGGGAACAUUUAGGGUAAGUUUAAAUUUUCACUGCAGGUUCACUUUAACAGUUCACGUGUAUAUACACCCAUUGGAACAAUGGACUCUGGUUCUGCUCCAGCCUCUUAGGCUUGUUAUUAUUCCUAUUAUUUAUAUAGUGCGAGCAUAUUCCGUAGUGCUGUACAGUUAUACAAAGUGGAUAUUUACAGCUGUGCAAAUGCAUUUGAGUUGAAAGUAUUUAUAAAAGAUGAGACUUCUAAGUUCAAUUCCCCGUGGGUUGUAAAUCUAUCUCCGAGACACGGUGUACUGGAAAUGUUUGAUUGCAUUCGGUGUUAGAGUUUACAAUGUGGUAUCGCUCCAUCCCAAGCUGCCUCCUUGUGAUCUUACAGCAUGACGAUACCAUAAAGUCAGCACUUUGAAACCAGCAGGGCUGCAUAAUAGAGCUAUUUACUACAGAGAACAUCACUACUGUGUGGGGUACGUUAAGAGCACAUAACACAGUAACCCAAUGUUAGGAUUAGAGGGUCUUAGAGUGCUCCUGCUGUGAAUAAAAACUCUUUUAUGAUGCUUACUGUGAUUGACUGAGGAUUGGGGGGGGGGGCUAGGGUCCACUGCUUCUUCAACUCGGGUAACUCUUAAGCCUGCACUGCAACUCUUAUUUUAGUCUUUAUAUUAUCUUUUUUCUCUUAAGUUGCUUUUUAUUGAUCAACAUCAAGUUUCAUCAUAAUAUCAGGAUAAAAUAUAUAUGUUUAAAGCAAAAUACAGCAUACUCAUAACAGUAAUAAAGUGUACAAGUAUCGUAGAUCUUACAAAAUAUUUCAUAGAAUCAAGCGAUAGUUAAAGAUAAGCUAGUAGGUAUACUACAAGUGUAUAUUGUGAAUGAUAAAAGUAAUGCAAAGUAAUGAACAUGCUUGAGAAAGAAAGAGUAAGAUGAUAUUAAGUAGAAAGACAGGUACCAAUUGUGGUGGUUAUAGUCACCAAAACAAUAUUGGCUUAAUGGAGCAGUUUUUUGUGUAUAGAUCAUGCUCAUGCAUCCUCCCUGCUCAGUUCUCUGCCAUUUAGGAGUUAAAACACUUUUGCUUAUGUUUAUGCAGCCCUAGCCGCACCUCCCCUGGCUGUGACUGACACAGCCUGCAUGAAAAUAGAAUGGUUUCAUUUUCAAUCCGAUGUAACUUAGUUUAAAAGUUUUUAUCUUCUGCUCUGUAAUUUGAACUUUAAUUACAUACAGGAGGCUACUGCAGGACUGAACAAGCUGUUAACAUAGCAGCAGAUAAUGAAUUCUAAAUUAAACAAAAUUUGCAAUAAAGGAAGGGUAAACAUUAGAUGAAUGUUUACAGGAAGUGUUCCGGAAGGCUGUGUAAGUCACAUGCAGGGAGGUGUGACUAGGGCUGCAUAGACAAAGUGAUUUAACUCCUAAAUGGCAGAGAAUUAAGCAGUGAGACUGCAGAGGUAUUAUCUAUACACCAAAACUGCUUCAUUACGCUGAACUUGUUUUGGUGACUCUUCUGUCCCUUUAACUAGUGUAUUACCAGUGUAAGGGAUCUAAAACAUGAUUACAUUUUAAUUAGUAAGUGUACUGCCUAAUUUCAGGAUGGUCAGAGAGGGGUGAUGGGUAUUGUAGUUUCCAUUAGGGGAAUGCUAUCCAUUUAAGGCCCCGGUUAACCAACAUGCACUGUCCAGAGUCCACAUGUAUGGAAUCAAGACGACCAUUCAGGGGAUUUGCUUUUCAUUGUUGGUACCGUGACACAGCACUGUAAAUGAGAAGCCCGAUAUGUGGGGCUUUUAGGUACCUUGAGAGCUACCUAAUAGAUUUACUUUUAUAAAUAUUGGUUUGUUGAUGGUGUCAGACCCUUUGUGACAGUGAUCUAAUUCAGAGUCUGAGUCUUGGGAUGAAGUGGCUGCUCCCUUGAAGGAGGCCCAGGGGAAAAAAUGGGUAACUCUCCAUUUGGCUAUUGCCCUCCAGACACACAAACAGUUAUUCCUGAAAGCUUUAAAGGAUCAAUGACCUGGAGAUCUCCUGCUUCAUUUUCCCACAGCGUAAAGAAGAGGCUUGUGCCACCCUAAACGGUGGAGUUUGCCAUAGAAGGAAUAUAUUCUGUUUUAAAUUCAGCUGAUCCAAACUAUGCUCGGCCCACCCAUGGGCCUUGGCUGCCCCCAUCAAGACCUUACACCACUGCAACGGUACAUUCCCGCACAAGAAAUGGAACGAGAAGGGCAUUACACAUCUAUACCAUCUCUACACAACUGAAGGUCUAAAACCCUUUCCAGACCUACAAACAGAGUACAAACUUCCCUCGAACUUCACGUUCACUUACCUCCAAAUAAAAGCGCUACUCCCAUAAAACCCGGUCAGUACAAGAAAACAGACUCUACAAGCCUCGGUAACAAAGUUUGAAUUGCAAUGCAUAGCGACGACACCCCCAAAGAAAACACUGUCAGGUUGUUACUACCUCCUAGUGAACCCCAAAUUGGAAUUAGAAGUUGACUGGAAGUUCAUGAGAGAAUGGCAAAGAGAUGUCCAGAGACAAAUAACCCCGCAAGAAUGGGAGACAAUCUUCACGGCACACGUAGGACUGACCACCUGUGCUACCCACUUCGAGACAGCACGAAAAAUACUCUAAGUGGUACAUGGUACCUUCCCGUCUACAUUCCAUAUACCCUAACACAACGGACAUAUGUUGGCACUGUAAUUCACAAGCAGGCACUAUGCUCCAUAUGUGGUGGUCCUGCGAGACCGUAAACAAGCUUUGGAAAACCAACGAACACCUGAUCCGAGACAUCACAGAUUACACCCUACCACACGACCCAGCAGCAGUGCUUCUCAAGUUAUUUCCAGAUAACAUCCCCAAACCAAUACGGAAAAUUAUAUUCCUUAUACUCAGCACAGUGUCCACCCUGAUAGCCAGGAACUGGAAGACCCCCAUUCUUCCUUCAGUCUCAGAAAUCACGACCCUAAUGUCUGCAACAGUAGACUACGAACUCCUUAUGUGGAACCAAAUGAACAUAGGGAACCUAAGCCCAACCAUUGCCGAGAUGUGGAGAAACCACCUACAAAAGUCAACAACACCUAAACAAAACAGCACAGCCUAAUGCGACACAAGGCUAACAUGACCAAGAAUAAUGUUACCAAAUCAGACCCCAACUAGGUCUAACAUCCCACCAGAGCACCUUGACAAACACAAUAACGCUUCCUGGUACCGCACCAAAUACCCCCUUGUUACCCCAUCCACACACCUUCCCCAAGCUCCCCCCCCCCGCCUCCUCCACCCACUCUGACACCCUAGACAAGGAUGUCCUGGUAGAGCUACAUAUUUCAGCUACUAGCCACAGAUCAUCCCACGACCACAGCCAUCUCGCAAACCUUGCUUGAACCAACAAAGACAAAACACUCAACAGAUACUGAGCAACGAGACCCCCAAACCGACCCACGGUCAGAACACAAAUACAAGACAGUUCACAGGCCCCCCAAUACUAACAGACAUGUUAACCACUGACCGUUUGAAUCACGCAAAGGAACCCCCCCCCCCCACAUAACUUACGGUCCCUAAUGUGUUACAGCCCCCGACCCAAAAGCACUGCAAUAUGUGUAAAAAUUUAUGUAUUACUUACAAACAGGGUCAGGAUGCACAAUUUCGUAUUGUCCCCCUCCCCUUUUGCCUUCUGUACCCCAUACUACUUGAAAAUAAUAAAGAACAAGUUAUAAAAAAUAAAUUCAGCUGAUCCAGGGGCCACUGGCCAAGAAGUCAUCUUCUCCAAUACUCCAUACUCCCAUGCACACCUGUCCACAUAGAGCUACAUCCUUUUGUACAUAGACACAAUCACACAAAGUUGCAUGCACUGUACAUACACUGCUAUACAUUCUUAUAUACUUCUAUACAUACACACUGCUGGGACUUUAAUAUUGUGGCUGGCUGGACCACACAGCUCAAACAGAUACUGUUACCUAGUCAAUAAAACUUUGUUUAAACCCCUGUAAACAUGUCCCCUGCAGCCCACGAUAUAAAGAGCUUUGCAUGGGAAUUGGACACUCCUCUGUAUUUUGAGACUGCCCCAGUUAUACUAGGAAUGAUGGCUGCAGGCUACAUAAAGUAUUUUGAGAGGCUGGAAAUGGCCUGGCUGUGCCGGUUCUUUGAAACUCCUGAUACAGUAAAAAGGGUCACAACGAAGGUAGGUGGGCUUGGCUAAGACGUGGUUGGAACUCAGUGCCUUAACCCCUGCCAAGUAAUAGUGCCUUGCCCAACUUUAAACCUGGAGAGUCUGGGCCAAACCUGUCAGGUCUUGUACAGAGCACAUUUUCUCCCUUUAGGAGAUUUACAAAUUCUCUAGGUUUAAAUGAACUUUGUUCUCUAGGAUUAGUUAGAAUUGUUACGCACAGGAUUCUGCACAGAGAAGGAAUGCAAAUGUGGGUCAUUAUAGUUGUGUAACUGACAAACUGCAUUAUCAUCAGUAGGUCAAAGUCCUUAAUACGUAUUUAAACAUGCUCCGAGGAGUAAUUCUGAGAUUUACCAAGAGCGAUGAUAUAACACAUCACAGGCCUCUGUUUUAUGUUUUUGAUCAAUACAAUCUAGCACACAAUUUUGAAUUUGAUGUUCACCAUUAAACCGCUUUAUUGUGUGUGUUAAUAUUACUUUUUUUAUUCUUAAUUUUCAAAAAGCUGAGUGUCACAGGAACAUUUAUAUUCAUAUAUGUUAUACACCGACGAAUCAAGAAGUUUACAUUGAUCAACACAUAAAAUCACUGAACUGUGCCUCAAAGCCAGAUUUCUAUCGAGAUGUAAGAACAUAGGAAAAACAUAGUUAUAAAUAUUCUUGGUAUCGUUUUUGACAGUAAAAAAAAUAUAACUACACAAGUCUAAACUCAGAAGGUAGCUAAGAGAGAAAAAUCAGACAGGAGGAAAAAAUAGAGACAAAUGAUUGGGGGGGGGGGUGUGCUGUGGUAGGCUGUAGGUGGUUUUCGUUCCAUAAAACAACCAGCCUCACAUUAAUUUGUAAAUUUGCCAUUUCCAUCAUGUUUUAUUAAAGAAACAUGAGCAGUCAACAUAUGAGAUAUGUAUCCUGGACCUUAAACAUUAUUAUUAUUAUGUUAUUUAUGUAGCACCAUCAAAUUCCGCAGCGCUUUACAAUGGGUGGACGAACAGACAUGUAGUUGUAACCAGACAAGUUGGACACACAGGAACAGAGGGGUUGAGGGCCCUGCUCAAUGAGCUUACAUGCUAGAGGGAGUGGGGUAAAGUGACACAAAAAGGUAAGGAAAGAUAAACAUUACUUCAGCCAUACAAGGAAUCUCUGCCUUUAGUCAAGCCCUACGGGCUGCUAAGGAAAUCUUGUUAAUAAGCCGUUCUCCAUAUCCCAAGGCUUGCACAGCAAGGAUCCAAGUGCACAGAUGUACCAUAUACUUGAGACAGCAAGCCCUGAACCCAAUCCAGAAAUGCUCUAUAUUAGGUCAGAACCACCACAUGUGUGAUUAUAUUCCUUGAUUUCACCAACAAGUGUCCGUGAAAACUUUUCUCAAAUUUUAUAGCUGUACAGGCGUAGUGUACCACCAGAAAAGGGUUUUAAACAACUGCUCCUGCAUAAUAACAUACAUGGGAGACCUGGAACACACCUCCCAUAUCUCUAUUGGACAUAUUUUUGCUCUCCCUGUUUUGGGGAGCUGGAACACAAAUUACCAUAUAUAGUUGUGAUAAGACCCUUUUCCUGUGACUCAACAGAACAUCGUGUUUCAAACAUGGUGAGGGGAAACAAUGCUGCCUCUUUAACUUUCGCUCUAUGGGCGAAAUCAUUGGUUUUGCAAAAACCUUAAAAAGUCUCUAUUGAAAAGGGAUAAAGAAGCUUAUAACUCCGGGAAUGUAAUUGGACUAUUGUCUCGUUUUUAAAUCCGUGUAUAUUUGAAUCCCUUCACAUUCUCUUCUGAAAUAUCUGGGUUUCAUGUCGGGCAGAAGGGAGCGGUUCCUUAAUAUAGGGAUCAAGAGAGAGGGUCCAGGGAAUAAUUUCUGCAGAUAUCCCACACCUGUAUCAAAUUUAAAAUGGCAGUUCAUGAUGUCUUUAGGUACGCCCUGUUGCCUUAGGAUAUUUCUAUAAAGAACGGAGACAAGUCUUGACUCAAAAUAAGAGACUCUAGGUCCGCCAAGCAUCUGGUGUCUGCAGGGGAGUGGCGUAUGACCACUUGGGCCAUUUGUUCUUCCAAAAAGUUGAGAUAAAGAUGCAUUAUCUUAAGCCUCCCACUGGUUUGGGCCAAUACAAGAGGCAAUUCAUAUAAAACUUUCAUAUUCCAAAUAAUAUUGUAAGUUGCUUACUGCAUAUGAGCCCGAUUUUUAUUUUUUUUGUUACCCUUGUCUGGAGUCCCUAGAAGCAUAUUAAUUUUCACCGCAUGUAUCCAGGAAACAAGUUUGUCUAUCCAAUUAUCUAAAAUACAGAUUAAGGAACAGACCACACACAAAAAUAAAAUUUUACAUUUUGAAAUAUUUUUUUAAAUGUAAUCUAUCUUGGCAUGCAAUUCCACCAUAUGACACCAUAAGAAUAUUUAUAUUGAUACAGAGCAGAUUUACUUUAUGUAUUGUUCAUACAUACGUAAUAGCACUGUCACUUUAAUUAUUUAGCUAUGGCAAUUAAAAAAAAAAAAUAGUUUUUAUUCACAUGCUUUGAGUGAUAUACAUUAACAAUGCACCUACAAUGGACUAAUUAAACGCACUUUAGUUUGUUAUAUUGUGUGCCUCUCUGAGACUGUUUAGUCGAAGCGCGUUGUUGAGAGGGGCCAGCCAGUGGUGAGAAACUAAAUAUCAGCUUUGCUCUUUCUGCACGUUAAUUCUGGCACAGUCCUGCUUUUAUUGUUUUUGAUUGAAUUUUAUACUGGAAUAAAAAUAACCUUUGGAGCUACCUGCUGGUACCUGGUUCCUGUUUACCUUUCCUGGCUGUCAGAGUCCUGAAAGGCACACUAAUAUGCUGUAUUCACAGAGCUUGUACAUGGCUCUGGACCAUGUGAGUGGUUCUACUUCUAAGCCUAUUUUACUAUAUUGUUAUAUGUCUGCUACAUUAUGAGAUCUCUCUGUUUCUCUCUUUUUUUUUUUUAUUAAAGGACCACUAUAGGCACCCAGACCACUUCAGCUCAAUGAAGAGGUCUGGGUCCCAGGUCCCUCUAGUUUUAACCCUGCAGCUGAAAAUGUAGUUUCACUGAGGGGUAAUCCAGCCUCUAGUGGCUGUUUCACUGACCGCCGCUAGAAGCGCUUCUGCAAUUCUCACUGUGAAAAUCACAGUGAGAAGACGCUGGACGUCCACAGGAAAGCUUUCCUGUGGGCGGUUUGAAUGCGCGCGCGCAUCUCUUGCCGCACAUGGGCAUUCGGAUCUGACGUCGGCAGGGGGAGGAGAGGGUGGGGGGGGGGACCUAAUGACCCUAUAGUGCCAGGAAAAAGAGUUUGUUUUCCUGGCACUAUAGUGGUCCUCUAAUGUCUCGCUGCUCAAUAAUUCCUAUUGUUACUAAAAACUUGGAGACCACAUGACUGUGUUGUAACAUCCAGUGACACAUGAAGAAAAGGUACCAGCAGAAUUAAACUCUGCUGGUACCAAGGAGCGCCAGGUAACUUUCCAUACCUGGAGGUCCUCUGUCAGCUGGGGCCACAGUUAGCACCAAUGCGACUGCUUCAGUUGGCUGUCAGGCUCCCCACUCCAUCCCUUUUCUACCUGUUUGCCUGUUGGUACAAUGUUUAAUCUCUUGUUUGAUAAUGUACUGUUGUACAGCUCAGCUGAAAAUGUUUUGCACUUUAAAAUGAAAGUAAUUCUAAUAAUAUGCAGAAAGGGCUGCCGUUUCCUACAAAUAGAUAUAUCACACACUAAAACCAUAUACUUCUAUUUAAAAAAAAAUUAAAAAAUAAACAUUUCUCACAAUUUCUGUUUCAUUUUCAACUACACACCUCAUACCACUAACAUGAAUCCUAAUAUAACCAUACUGUUAUUCUUAAUAACCCUUUUCUCAAUCCAAUUUUGUUCACACCACUACCAGCAUAAGCACGCACCUCAAACUGGAACACCAAUUAUCAUACACCAUGGCCUGCUCUGUUCCUUUAACUUAUCUGCUGAGUGCUGGUGGAGAGUUAUAAAAAAUAGCCCUCCUACCCCCAACUCACAAAAUUAUAAAUUAUCCCAUUCACUAUAUGGCCAAACAAAGAUGAUGUCCAAAUUCCUACUCCUUAUGUUACUUGCCCUUGCAAAUGAUGUGGAGUCUAACCCUGGUCCCCCAGCUAAUUCUAGUCCUAAUCUCCCCACUAAAAAAGGCCUCUCUUUUGUGCACUGCAACAUCCAUAGUUUACUCCCUAAACUGGAUGCACUGCAAGCCUGGUGUUCCCAUUACAAACCAAAAGUCAUUGUGCUCUCAGAAUCAUGGUUAACGGCUAAAAUACCAGACACCGCCAUUGCAAUACAGGGUUAUUCAUGUUUUAGAAAUGACAGAGCAAAGAGAGGAGGAGGCAUUGUUAUUUAUGUUGACAAUUCCAUAAAGUUUACCCCUUUACAAAACCUUAGUCCUCCUGCCAUCUUUGAUUUCCUUUCUGUCAAAAUUGAGAUCCCGUGCAGUAAAUCAAUCAUUGUUGCAGGAAUCUACCGCCCACCUAGCUCCCCUGUGCAUUCCCUAUCUGACAUAGCCCAUCUCCUUAGUGAAACCAUAGCUCAAAACCCAAAAAGUGAACUGUUGGUCUUUGGAGAUUUUAAUAUUGAUUGGCUGAACCCUAAAAAUAAUAGUUCUUGCACGCUGUUUAAGACUUUGCAGCUAACGCAAUUAAUCUCCUCCCCAACUCGCAUAAACAUAAAAAGCCAUAACCAUACCCUGCUAGAUUGGAUUCUCUCCACUUCUCCUGAUAGAAUCCAGGAGGCUGGUGUUCUCCCAAACACGUUCAGUGAUCACUGUUUAGUGUACUGCGUGCGCAAAAUAAAGGCUAUUAAAUCCUCUCCCAAGGUUAAAAUAACUAGGUCCUUCAAAAGAUUUAAUCUUGAAUCCUUUUUAAAUGACAUCAAGAAUCUCCCAUGGCACAGAUUAAACAUUAUCCCAGAUCUAGACUGUGCUGUUGAAUACUUUCAGUCUGAACUCCUACAAAUUUGGAAUUUGCAUGCCCCGCUGCGUAAGGUGAGGGUAAAAGGAGCGCAUAUGAACUGGAUCACAGCUGACCUCAUCCAAAUGUACCAGUUUCGGGAUUCUUUGUGGUCAAAAUUUAAGCGUACUGGCUCUAUGAAUGAUCACGGUGCAUAUAGACAAUGGCGAAAUAUAUGCACAAAACAGACAAAACUGGCCAAGGCCCAAUAUUUCUAUGAAAAUCUGAACAGUAACAUCUCAAACCCUAGAAACUUUUGGAAAGUCAUAAAUAAACUACAAACUCCCCCAAUCCACUCCCAACCCUCCACUGUCAAAGUGGGUAACCAAACCCUGCAACUUCCCUUAGAUGUAGCAAAUGCCUUUAACAAUUAUUUUGUCGGAUGCUCUACUGCCCUGAUUGCCAAGCUAAUAAAUGACACGCAUCCUGAAACUACAAAUGUGGAUCAGGCCCCACUAAAUUUGCAAAGGCCCAAUAUAGAUAAGUUUAAUUUUAGACCUGUACCUGUUAGUGUCAUUAAAAAACAUCUUAAUAAUCUAAAAAUGAAAAACCAGUCCGGACCUGAUCAAAUCCCAGCAAUGCUGUUGAAGCUCAGUGCGCCGGCAAUUGCUAAACCCGUCUCAACUCUAAUUAACGAAUCAUUGGUGUCUGGAUACAUACCCAAACUUUGGAAGACUGCGAGAGUAGUGCCUAUCCAUAAAAGUGGUGACACUACUUUGGUUUCUAACUAUCGCCCAAUAUCAUUGCUCCCUGUAUUGUCAAAAAUCUUAGAAAAAUGUGUCCAUACGCAACUUUGUGAGUACUACCAACAAUUAAACUAUCUGACCCCUGAUCAAUCGGGCUUUCGCCAGAAUCACUCCACUACAACUGCCCUCCUAAAAGUUUGCAAUGACAUCCAAACUGGCAUGGAACAAGGAGCCCUAACUGGAGCUAUUUUCCUUGAUUUUGCUAAGGCCUUUGACACAGUAGACCACGACAUUCUACUGCACAAACUCGAAAACUCAGGUAUUGGUGAUCAUUCUUUAAACUGGUUUCGAUCGUAUGUAUCGGAUCGCUCGCAAUAUGUGUCCAUUUCUGACAGUGACUCCCUCCCUCUCCCAGUCACGUGUGGUGUUCCCCAGGGUUCCAUUCUCGGCCCCCUACUAUUUACAUUAUUUAUAAAUGAUCUGCCUAAUGUCUGCCAAUCCUCAAAUGUACACAUGUACGCAGAUGACACGGUAAUCUAUGCGAGCAAAUCCAAUCUACCUCAACUUGAGGCUUUGCUCCAAGACCAGUUUACAGAGGUAGAAAAGUGGAUCGUAAAAAACAAACUCUUCCUGAACACUGACAAAACUGUCACAAUGAUCUUUGGAACGGUACCUAAAUUACACAAAUUACACAAUUCCCACCUAUCCAUCAAAACAAAUUCAAAUGGCACACUGACCGCAGUCCACUCUUUCAAAUACUUGGGUAUGAUAUUAGACCCCAAUCUAUCUUUUAGCCUGCACAUAGAAAAGCUUGCAUCUAAACUUUAUCCAAAAUUAGGUGCCCUGUACAGAAACAAAGCCUGCCUAAGCCCUACAGUAAAGGAAAAGAUUGUACAGCAAAUGCUGAUGCCAAUCAUUGAUUAUGGGGAUGUAGUAUAUGCAUCUGCAUCGCAAUCCCACAUUAAUAAACUCAACACAUUGUAUAACUCAUUCUGCAGAUUUGUGCUACAAUGUAAUUACAGGACCCAUCAUUGUGACAUGCUAAAGGAACUAAACUGGCUGUCGCUGGAAUCCAGACGCACCCUUCAUCUUUCCAGCCUUGUUUUUAAGAGCUUUUCUGGGAAACUCCCACCCUACCUGAACAAAAUGCUUUCCCCAGCUGUUCCCACUUUCUAUAAGCUCCGAUCCAGUACAAGCACUUUACUUAGUCUACCUCAAUACAAAAAGAAAGCGGCCCGAUCCUCCUUCUCCUACAGAGCACCGCAAUUGUGGAACGACCUCCCGCACAAUUUAAAAUCUUCCCUAAGCCUAAAGUCAUUUAAGAGAUCCCUCUCUACAUACCUCAAAACAGAAUGCACGUGUCAUGGUUGAUUAUAUAUUUCCUGCCUGUUCUAUGUUAAAUUUUGUAUAUAUUGUGUAUUAAUAUUGUUUUUGUAUUUUGUUGUACCUAAUGUAACAAUGCAAUGAUUUGUGGACCCAGGACAUACUUGAAAACGAGAGAAAUCUCAAUGUAUCUUUCCUGGUAAAAUAUUUUAUAAAUAAUAAAUAAUAAUAAUAAUAAUAUGGUCAUUGGAUGUAAAUACCCUGAAAGCUGACAAUCUGCAUGUCUUUCAUUAUUUCAUAUCCCAUUCUGUGUAACCGGAGUUACAGCGCAACACAUGUACCUUCCUUCUGUCUUUAAUAUAGCAGAACACAGAUUAGUUUUAUUAGUAAGUAUAUUGUGCCAAUUAAUCCCUCAUUCUAGAACAGAGCAGUAAUUCCACAGACAGCAUUAUUCGCUAAUUAAAGGCUAAAAUAGCCAAACUGGUAGCAUAGCUGAUUUUGAAGAAUUUAUCUGUUUUAGUCUUAAAGGGGCACUCGGGUCACCAUAACAACUUAAUGUGAUUAAGUUGUUAUGGUGCCAGGAAGCACCUAGGCACACUGUUAUCUUAAAGAGGUUAAACCGUUCGUGAAUGGUUUAAUCCCAGAGUUUGCCUCUAGCACUGAUCUGCAUGUCCCCGUGCUGCCAGGCAAGGGCGCCGCUGAUUGGCUUAGCAUGGUCAGCUGUCACUCUAAGCCAAUCAGUAGCUCCCCAUUGAUAAAAGGGGAGGCAAACUGUUCGAGAACGGUUUAACCUCUUAAGGUAAGAGUGCGCCCGGGAGUGGGUCUUCUGGCACCAUAACAACUACGUUUAGAUGAAGUUGUUAUGGUGACUGAAGUAUUCCUUUAAAUUUGAAAUUCACUUUGAAUUUCUAACUUGAGUCAAUAACAAAGUGUUGUUUUUUGUUUUCUUCUUUAUAUACCCCGAUCCCCAAACUGUGAUCUGUAGUUAAUGUGCCUUUUUGAAGCCUUUUUCAUGUUUUCGCCUCUGAUGUGCAAGUGAACAAAUAUCAUGGUAUUACAGAUUGUCAUUGCUGUGAAACUCCUCUUUUGAGAAAUAUUUUGCCCCAAAUAAGGUGCUAACAUUUCACAAGAACAGAGUGAAGAUAGAUGUGCAGGUGUUGGUUUCACAUCCUGCUACAGGACUUUGUACACAGAACAAUAAAUGUCCUGUUCACACCUCCCAGCUGACUGCCAACAAUAGGUCAAAACCCGGAUUUACAUCCUGGCUUCUCUAAAUCUAAACAGUUUACGGUUAGAUGACAGUAUUCCAUUGGCAGUUCAGUGUCUCAGGCAGUUAGACAUUCUUUUAGAUUGUGAGCAUGUGGACAAGGCCAUCAUAGCUCACUGAAUUAGUGCAUUUUUGUCUUUAGGUCAAAGCUUCUUAUACCCUAAUUACCAUAUCUAGCGUUGUAAAACUCAUUUGGGUUGCACAGAUAAUUGAUCAUUUGGGCGCACCUACUGAGCAACUAAUUACUAAACACUAGAUGGCAAGUCCUGUGUGUUCUGCAUAUAUAUCUGUGCCACAUGUACAAGUAAAAUAAAAACAUGCGCAUACUAAAUACCAUAAUGACAGUAAUUAACAAGAUUGCGAUCAAUAACAUUGGGGCCUCCUACAAAACGAUUUGAUGGUGCUCCACCGGAUAUACUGACAGACACAAACAUGUGGAAACCGUUUGACAAAGAAUUUAGAAACGAUGCCUGUAGCCUACUGGUACCAUAACCACUACAUCGCCAUGAUGCCUAAACUUAUGCAGCUUAUCUAUCAUGCAAAAGGAUGGAAGAAAAAGCCAAGUUUGAAGCAUUUCAAUGAGUUAUACUUAAAAAUGUCAUCAUUCCUUUCAGUGGUUUUCCACUGUCAAACCUUGCUAGACAAUUGAAGUUUAAAGGGUCACUACAAUGUGGAGAUAGUUCAUUUACAUUUAUUAUAUAGAUAAAUUUAAAGUGUCUGCGUUUUAUUUUUUUUCAUUAGUUCUGUUGUGGCUUCAACAGUGAGCUCCGCCCAGACUAGGAAGUGAAUCAACCAAUCAAGACGCUCCCGUAACAUUCCGUAGCACUGCGUAGCUUCGCCCACAGGUAGUGCUUUAUAAGCAGUUGUCCCCGUUCUUCUUUUGACUUGUCUCAUCCUCUUUUGCCACGUCUCCCUCUAUUCCUGCGUGACACUGAACCAGUGAGUCCCUGGCAUGACCCGAGUAGGCCUGCUCAUUAGUAGCGUGUACUUCAGUUCUAUUAUCGUCGUCUAUAGUAUUCUUGGUAUUUGUCCCUUUUUGCCUGAUUUAAUUUUUAUGAACCUGCACUGCCUGACCUGACUUUUGGCUAGUCCUGACUCUGUCUUCGCUUGAUCCCUAUUUAUUUGUUAAAAAAAAUAAUAAAUAUGAAAAUUAAUAAAAAAAAAAAAAAAGGAAAACCGUAUAAAGCAUAACUAAUGGUGAACUAACCAUUGCGCACACCUUUACAACAUUGGUUCUAAUCUGAUUUAAAUUUAAUAGGUUUUACCUUAAUAUAUGUAUGAGUGAAUAAAAGUUUGACAUUAGGGCAUGUAAGCCUGCUGUAUAAUAUAUAUUUAUUUUCAUUGAAAAUAAAACUUGAGGAUUACAGUAUUAAAAUAAAAAAACCUUUAAAAAUAUUGUAUAUAUGUAUUUGAAUUUAAAAUAUAUCUUGAUUAGAAAUUGGUAAUAAAGGAGGAAAAAAAACGUAAAACUUUUUAUAAUUUUAUCUAAUGUGGGUUUGGAAUAGUGCACAAGUAACUUUUUUUUCUUUUUUUAAAAAAAUUAUGUAUGUAGUGGGGCCGAUGUGCACUAUAGUCAUUGCUGCCGCCCAAGAGUAAUGGGAGUUUGAGUGCAGGCCUCAAUUUUGUGUGUUUAUCCAAAAAUAUUAAAAUCAAAGCCCAUGUUUGGUCCUGUAUUUUUUUAUGUUCGAAUUCUUUCCACUAUUACAUAUAUUGAUUUUCUUGUUGACAGAAGGAGAGUCUCUGGGUUUAUAUUUCCUUAUAGGGGAAGUAUUUAUUUAUUUAUUUGCUUGAUUUUAAAUGAUUUCACUGUAUUAUUAUUUAUAGAGCGCCAACAAACUCCGCAACGCUGCACACAUAUUUGAUUAAUUUACAGCACUUUAGGCAACACACAGUUGAUGUAUUGUGUAUAAGAUUUUGGAGAGAGGACAUUGAAUGCCAUUUUCUUAUAUUGGUUGGUUGUUUUUUUCUCCAAACACGUUUACAUGUCAGAUUUCAUUCAAACUGUUUGUUUCCAGAUCUUUAUCGCAAUCAUAAACUUUAAAAUCAGUAGUAAUACAUAAUCUAUUGCUUCUACGUGUUUUACUGACAACCCUUUCCCCCCCUCCCCGACUUACAGGAUUGUCUACUGAACCCAUCAUGUCAGCAGGAAACCAGGGGUAAGCACCAUAGAUGGUGGUCAUGAAAAGACUGCACGAACCUAAAAAGAGAAAAUCUAUUAACUAUGUUAAUACUGUCUGCAGAGGCCAAGCAAGCUUUUGUUUUUGCCGUGACCACCUACUGGGUCUACAAAAUAUGUCAAUGCUAUUUAAAGUGGCAUUGUCAUGCAAACAUAAUGUCUAUUUAACUGUUUGUUAUCUGGUAUUUAGGAAUCGAAAUACAACUUUGUAUUUCAUUUUGCUCUUAUUAUAUUUAUUAUGCUGCUAUUAUUAUUAUUAUUUUUUUAUUUUUUUUAUUGAUACUUAUACCAUUUGUCUACUUUCCAACAGUGGCCUCAAUUUAUUUAUUUAUGGGUGAGCUUUAAAGUUAUCAAUCUGUUAGAAAGUCUUUUGAAAUGAUUUGUAAACCGAAGUCAUCAUUAAAAUAUAUGGGAAUCUUUAGAGAGGCAUCUUUUGUUCCUAACAGAUUGUGAUUUUGGAAAGCAUAUCCUAAAGAAUGGCCAAUGGUGCUAGUAUCUGCUUGCACUAAUCUAACAAACAAAAACAAACAAACGACAGCUUGAUCUACUUUAAUGUUAGAGCUCUUUUAUCAGUUUUCCCAUAGAACUCAGUCAUCCGAGGAGACGGAUUUAACACUUAUCUCAAUAGGAUGGUUUCUGGUUAAACCUGGGGUUUCUGUUUAGAGCAUUGGCGAAGGUAAUUAAAUAGAAGGGAAUCCUAUCAAAGCCAAUAUUUUUGUAAGGAAACCAGCAACCCAGAGAUUUCUAAAUAUAAAUAUUUAAAAAAAAAAAAAAAAAAAUUAAAUUUAAAAUGUAUAAGCUGGCUCCUCGUGUAAAUAGUCAUACAUUUCUUAAAGAUGUUUAUUCCAAUCAACCUGUAAAAGUAUCCUAUGUUGUAUAAAUAGUUACUUGGGGCUCAGUGUUUAAUUGAUUUAAUUGUUUCUGCUUAUCCUUCAAUCCCCAUGAUAAUUAGAAUGUACUAUGCGUGUGCAGGUUGUACUUGAAGUGUGUGAAAUGUAUGCGGUUUACAUUUUUAUGUUGUGUACUUGAAAUACGUGGCAUAUUGUGUGUUUGUUAAUUGUACUGGAUGUGUCUGUUGUGCUGUUUUGUGGUUGUCCUAAUGUGUUCCUGGACUGCAAACUUCAGAGAAAAUCCGCACGUGAUCCGAAAACGCCAUUAAAAAAAUUCAAUAAAGGCAGUUUUGGGGUACAUUUAGAGAUUAUGUAUAAAUUUUUAUUUGAGCUAGAACUGAACAUAUUUGGUCAUAAAAGUAUCUAAAUUCAUUACAUCGUAUAGAUAUUCGGACAUUAUAGCAGUGUGAUGGAUAGUCACAGGUGCCAAACAGGUUCUCUGUUGGGUAUUAUUUAAAGGACCACUCUAGGCACCCAGACCACUUCAGCUUAAUGAAGUGGUCUGGGUGCCAGGUCCAGCUAGUGUUAACCCAUUUUUUUCAUAAACAUAGCAGUUUCAGAGAAACUGUUAUGUUUAUGAAUGGGUUAAGCCUUCCCCUAUUUCCUCUAGUGGCUGUCUCAUUGACAGCCGCUAGAGGCGCUUGCAUGCUUCUCACUGUGAUUUUCACAGUGAGAGCACGCCAGCGUCCAUAGGAAAGCAUUAUGAAUGCUUUCCUAUGUGACCUGCUGAAUGCGCGCGCAGCUCUUGCCGCGCGUGCGCAUUCAGCCGACGGGGAGGAGAAGAGGAGGAUCGGAGGAGGAGAGCUCCCCGCCCAGCGCUGGAAAAAGGUAAGUUUUAACCCCUUUCUCCCUUCCAGAGCCGGGCGGGAGGGGGACCCUGAGGGUGGGGGCACCCUCAGGGCACUAUAGUGCCAGGAAAACGAGUAUGUUUUCCUGGCACUAUAGUGGUCCUUUAAUGUCCUGCCCCAUGUAACCCUAUUUAAUUCAUUGUAGAAAAAUCUAAAUCCUUAUCAUUGCUUUUAAAUAUAGCUAACAUGUUUCUAUUUUAUAUCCAUUACUUCCUUAGAUGUAACCAAAUGGGCUUUAAUGUAGGUCACAUCGCCAAGAUUCCAUGCAUUCACACAACAUGUGCCUGCUUACCAGACACAUCCCAAGCUAUUAUUAUAUUAUCAGUGACUCAUUCAGGCUUAUAGAACAUUCAUAUAUUUAAAAAACAUUCUAUUGUAAUACCAAGAGCAUGUCCGAUAUACCCUGUACAUUAUGUGAUUAAACAUUAACAUGCACAAACACUUUUUAUAUGGUUGUAUAUCACACAUUACCCGGGGGUGUGUCUAGAAUUCUUUUAUAAUUACAUAUUUAAAGGAAUACUAUAGGGUGAGGAACACAAACAUGUAUUCCUGACCCUAUAGUGUUAAAAGCACCAUCUAGCCCUCUUAACCUCAGUGGGGACCGAGGUUGGUGUUUGUGGGUUAAAGGGACACUAUAGUCACUCAGACCACAUAAAAAUGUAAACCGCAUAAAUUUCACACACUUUAAGUACAACCUGCACACGCAUAGUACAUUAUAAUUAUCAUGGGGAUUGAAGGAUAGGCAGAAACAAUUAAAUCAAUUAAACACUGAGCCCCAAAUAACUAUUUAUACAACAUAGGAUACUUCUGACAGGUUGAUUGGAAUAAACAUCUUUAAGAAAUGUAUGACUACUAUACACGAGGAGCCAACUUAUACAUUUUAAAUUUGAAAAAAAAAAAAAGUUAUAUUUAUAUUUAGAAAUCUCUGGGUUACUGGUUUCCUUACAGAAAUAUUGGCUUUGAUAGGUUUCCCUUCUAUUUAAUUACCUUCGCCAAUGCUCUAACCAGAAACCAUCCUAUUGAGAUAAGUGUUAAAUCCGUCCCUCAGGUUUUAACCCUCAGGUUUUAACCCUUCACAUGUAAACAUAGCAGUUUCAGAAAAACUGCUAUGUUUACAUAGCAGGGUUAAUCCAGCCUCUAGUGGUUGUCUUCCUGACAGCCGCUAGAGGCGCUUCUGCGACGCUGUAUGCAAAAUUCGCAUUGAGCGUGCAGAGCGUCCAUAGGAAAGCAUUGAGAAAUGCUUUCCUAUAGACAGUUUGAAUGUGCGCGGGAGCUGACGUCGGCGUGGGAGGAGAGGUCACCAGCGCCGAGGGAGCCCGGCGCUUGAUUAAAGUAAGCUGCUGAAAGGGUUUUAACCCCUUCAGCGCCACUGGAGGGGGACCGUGAGGGUGAGGGUCCCCCAAGGAUUAUAUAGUGUCAGGAAAACAGUAUAGUGCUCCUUUAAGUCAACAUAAAGAAUAAACCCAAAGCACACCAAAAAGUAUUGCACAAAAAGAGCUUCUAUUAAUACAAUAGAAUAUCAAAAAUACAUUUGAAAUAAAGUACAAACAUUCUGAAUGUAAACUUUACAAAUAAUCAAAUAAACCUUAUAAGAGCCACGGCAUUAACCCCCCAAAAUGUAUAUUUUCAGGUCUACUAACUCAGAGCUGGAGACUACAAAGCCCCAAGGUUUCGGCACAUAGCCUUCCUCAAGAGUGAUCUCAAAGCUACUGGUUCAAGUUCUUAUUUUUUUUUAUCCUUCUAAAGGUGCACUUUAGUGAUUUAGAAUUAAAAACAGUUGUAGGAAAUCAAUACCAAAACGUUGAACGUGUCCCUGCAGCCUAUUUUUAAAUACAACAUGUGACAUCAUCACGUAUUAGAACAUAACCUGUGAUGUCAUCACAUCCCAUACGAUCGCAUCUACGGAUCAACAAAAAAUGAAAUAAAAAGGGAAUAACUAGAUCCAAAAAUACUGUAUUUUACCACAAUACAGGGGUCAAUGAGGUCCAAAAAUAAGAACUGCAUGAUCCAUUAAUUAGCCCGUACAAGUUGAGCACUUGCUAUAUUGUUAUUUUUAUAUACUGGGUUAAGUCAAGACAUAUUUAUUUUGUUUAUUAAGAAGGUGCUUUAUUGGAAUGAAGAAUUUAUUUUUAUUUAAAUUAUGGCUGUAAAAGAUGUAUAAAACGAUGAAAUUACAAAGACCCAUUAGCAGUUAUUACAGUUAUGGUUUAAUUGCAUGUGUUUUUUUUUUUUUUGGUUUUUUUAUCGCUAAACUAUUACGUAUCUUACAUUCAAGUAGACAUGUAAAAUGUCUAUCCUCCCAAUCUUUGCCCUAGCUGCAGGACGGCAAUCGCUACCCUUGUUGUGUACACAAACAUGCAAGUGCAUCUCAACCACAUCUCCAAACAUAAACAAAACAGUAUGUGUAUCCCUAUACUGUCAUGUACUCCUGUUUGUAACAGUAACCACAUGUGGGAGUGUUUAGAGGCUGCGGGGGAGGAUAUAGAGGAAGAGAAACUGGUCGGGCAGCUAUAGGUAGAAGGAACAGGGACAUUUUUAAGACACUGGAAAAAAAAAAUCUGUGACAUUCUACACCUGACCAGCCUGAGGACAUGUAGCUUUUAGGGUAAUGCUAAUAUUUGAGCAGCCGGCAAGCUCAGUGAGGAAUUGAAAUGUAGAACGUCGACAUUGAGAUAUACAAUCUAGCCAAUGUUAAUUCAUGUGUCCGUAUUGAUAUACAGCAAGGGAAAAGGUAUCUCCGUAAAACUGAAAGCAGAUUAAAGAUCAAAUAAUAAAUGGACUGAACUGAGAGGACAAGACUACUAGGAAACGCCGUACUGACCAACAUACUGGAGACCUGUGUUUUAUCCCCAGCAGCUGAAGAAGCUCUUUGUGCUACUUCCAGCCAACCAUGCAAGAAUACGGAAUGGAGGCUUUGAUGCGGGUAAAAGGAUAUGAAAUGCUCGUGGUGCUCCGGGAUAACACCCUGAAUUGGGUCACCCACAAGAAAUCCGCCUGGAGUAAAAAGGGUAGGUAAAAACUGUAUUAAGGGAUGCUCUAGUGUCACAUGUGCAGGUAAAAAAAAACGAUCUAAAUAUCUGUAAUUUGGACUAAAUCCAUAGUAGAGUUUUAUCACUUUUUUUUGUCUCACCACAACUUCGUUCAUGUAUAUUACGAAGGAACGACAAGUGAAAGAAAGGUAUGUGAUUGUGUUUAACAAAGCGUGUUGUGGGCAGCGCUGUCAAAUGUAUCACGUUAUCCUGGGCAAGUGUAAAAUUCUACAUGCUGAUGGGCAGGGCAUGAAAAUUGCUGCUCUUAUAGUAUGUGGAAUCCAUUUAUGCUGCACUCGGGAAAUCAGUGAACUAAUCAAGGCAGAUGCUACUGAUUAUCCUGCUGGAGGAUAAAGAAUCUUUCUAGGUACUACAAGGCAUGUUGGGUCUCAUAACCAAAAAUGGGAGAGAGGAUAAGUAGAAGUGGUUAUAGGGAAUAACCUUUCAGCAGGAGUGACGUUAAUAAUGUUUAAUAUCAGAAGUUUGAUCAAAUCUAAUUUGAUGUUUCUAACAGACAGUGCAUGUGCAGUGCGGAUCAUCCUAUAAGGUAGGUAUGAGAGGGGAAACCGGUCAAACCAUUUGGGCCAACUGGUUUAAAAAAAAAAAAAAAAAAUCUGUCUUUCAAUUUUUCAGGUUUAUUUUGGGGAAUUGAAAUACAAAUGGCAAAAAUGUAGGCAAUAAUACUUACAUGAAAGAAGUGUGUGUGUGUUUUUUUUUUUUAAUCCUUGUUUUGUCCCAUGGCACUAUAAGAAAGGAAGUUACAGUGUUUGCAAGUACAAAGUACAACAUGUAUUUGUCUCAAGUUGUGCUUAGGGUAUAGAGUGAGUAAUAUAACUUUAGUUAAAGUUAAACAAAACCACAGAAACAAAGAAAGGGAGAGGAUCGUCAAUCAGUCUACUGAGUUCUAAUUAAUGGCAGUCAGUGGGUGAUAUGUACAAACGUAUUGCUGCCACAAAAGCAGUACAUUUGCAUCUCAAUGGAGGUAAUUCAUUACCCAGUGAAUUGCAACAGUUAGAUUAAAAUAGUUGAUCUAAUAAAUGUCUUUAUCCCACAUUUAUUCCAAACUAGAAUAUUUAUUUUGGGCUAAUGUUUGCCGUUUGAUUGCUAGAGGGGUAAAUUCACUUAGCAGUGAGCUCUGGGAAAAUGGACAACCGAAUUGCCAAAUUUUACACUAGGAGAGCCAGGUUGAAGAGGUCCCUUGUAUUAUUAUUUUUUUUUUUACACUUUUUUUUAUUAUAAGUUUACAAUAGUAACGAAAAUCACAACUAAGGGAGAUCAUGAAUCAUUGGAACAACCACAGAGAAACGAGCUGUUGGCAUAGUUUUUAAGAUAAUAGGGCAGGAUCAGCUUCAUAUGGGAGUCCUGGAUUUCCAAGACGCCAAAAAUCAUUCAUUCGCUUAGGAUCCAUUAGCCAGGACUCAGGUCUUUGAUAUUUUCAACCUAAAAAUGUUAAUUCUGUUUUAGACCAGUACAGCUCACCGUUUAGUUGAUAAGAGUUCUCAGAUCCUAUAUGUUAUAUUUUCUGGACACAAAUCACACAUUUAUGGCAGAUGGACAGCACAGGAAAAGUGCUGCUGUACUGUUUGCUAAAUUUACAUGUUGCAAAAGUGGAAUCAAUGUAUUAAUCAGUUCCUUUAGAAUUCCUUGUUGAUGAAUGGACUGAUUUCCUGUCUGCUGUAUAUGACUUAUACAUAGUCUGGGGCAUUGCUUUUCAUUUGCUGCCCUGUUAAAUUAGUUUUUUGGUGUACAGUGACUCGUUAAAAGCAUAAAAGUCUAGCAAAUAAUGGUCUGUAUUAGACACAAGACUUGUGCUCAAAUACUUUUUAGUCGGUAUGAACAAUUACAUUUUUUAAAAUUCAUGCCCCAAUUAAUUUAUCUGUCUGGGAUUUACCUGUGGCGUUUUAUUCAUUUAUUCCACAAGUCUAGUCUUUAAAGAGUUUAUCUGUGUUUAAUUCUGCAUCGUUGCAGUGCUAGAGUUAAGUUUCAGGUGUGUGAUUUAAAAUAAAUAGUAGUUAUGCAUUGUCAAUUAAUUUUAAGCCAUUUAUAUUGUACCUCCAGGCGCUUAAGGCGUGGUGCCACAACUUCUAUUUUCUAUUCAAAUGCAAAGAUGUCUGGCACGCAGCUGGUCAAUGCAGAGACUUUAUUUACACAUAUAAAGGUUACAUGUCCGAUUGCAUCCUUUGUCAGGCACAGGCCUAAAGGGGAUUUAGGGCACUGUAAGGAUCCAUCUUUCUAAUCCUGGAGAAUAAGAUUGUAAUCCGGAUAUAAGGCCUAAAAAAACUAAUUGGAAACAUUCUCGAACUCCACUAUUUCUGCAAAUCGGUUAUUUUGACCUUAAAUAUGCAACUAUUGUGUAAAUUCUCCAUAAUUUAUCUGUUUAGUGAAUAACCUCAUUAAUCUCUAUCAUGUCUCCGCUAUACAGUUAUAGGUGACCGCUUUGUCAGUGUUUUAGGCCGGUAGGUGCCUAAAACGUGUCAGCCAGGUUAGUGUGGCCACAGACAAGGGCAUACGUAAUAUAAAUCAACUUAUGUACAGUCCCAAACCUAGUGUGUAAUUAAAUCGUUCAGGUUCAUUGUGUGGCCAGAAAGUAUGAGUUCACAUACAAAGUCAAGGCAAACAAUGUAGAUUACAAUAAUCUGUGUGUAAUCUGUUUUAAAAGGACAAUAUAGGCAUCCAAACCACUUCAUCUCAUUGAAGUUGUCCCUGUCCCCUUAACCCUGCAGCUGAAAACAUUACAGUUUUGUGAAACUGCAAUGUUUUUCUUCCAGACAGCCACUAGAGGCACUUUCUGUUGUUUCAUGGAGUUGAACUCCAUGAAACGACGUUGGACGUCCUCAUGCUUUAUACAGAUUUUGCAUUGAUUCAAUGUUUUUUGUGUGCGGAAGGUCUAAUGCACGUGUGGCACCUACUGCUCAUGCGCAUUAGGUUUUCCCUUGCGAUGACAUCAGAGGAGGCGGAGACAAAGCUAGUGCAAAGGAACGUCAAUGCUGGAAUUAGGUGAAUGUUUAAAGGUGCAGCGUGAGGGGGCAAACGGCAUCGAGGUACACUAUAGUUGUUAGGAAUACAGGUUUGUAUUAAUAACACUAUAAUGUUCCUUUAAGGUGUGUCAUGGUAGCCAUAGUUAUGAUUACACAUGGCGUGGUAGAGUAAUGGCUUCUACAUAUGACCACGCUGAUUGCAUAUCUCCCAAGUUGCCCUAUUUAAGAGGGACAGUCCCUAUUUUGGAUCCAAAUCCCUCUCUCUGUUUUCUAUCCCAAUGUCACACUUUUCUUAGAGCUCCAUAUUGUUGGUGUUUUUGAGUGUGUAACAGAGCUCCACAGCAAUAAUACUCACAAUAAUGUCUCUUCAAACAACAAUAAAUAUGUUUAGAAAUCAGUCUAUGUGAAUAAGAUACACGGUUCUUGUUCUAAAUUACAUUUUAGUUGCAUAAAUUGUCAUUAGUAAGUCGCCUAGAAUGUCUCUGAAUGGCCAAACCUCCACUUACAUCCCUAUAAUGAAAGUGUUCCCCUUUCUCCAUUGGAAAUGUUUAGAGGUAUAUAGUUGCUCUGUAGCUGUACUUGAGAUCUGCCAAUUUAGAUGCUAAAGACCAUACACAUUUUUGCCACUUAACUCAUAUGCAUAUUACCAAAACUGCAUUUUUUUAAUAAAAGUUCCCCAUCUGUCUCUUAGAUUAGAGUAACAACAUUGUUCGCCGAUACGACAAUGUUGGAUGUUUUAAAGGACCACAUCUGUGCUGGUCCACCUGUGUUCCUAACAAUGUACUUUUUUUUAAUUAUUAUUAUUUAGGUCCUAGUGGUACCGUGCCGGUCAACGAAAUUAUUCUAGCUCAUCUGGGGGAUUGCAAACAAAGAGGAAAGCGCAUCAGUACUCCUAGUACCCAGUUCACAGGUAACAGCCCACCCUCACCAUGUGUCCUGUAAACGUACAUGUACAUAAAACAAACCGCAUCUAAAUUGUUACAGACCUGUAAUUAGCAUGGCUUUAAAGCCGGAACAGGGAAGCCUACUCUAUAAUUAAGGAAAUGCUUCCUAAAACUUUGCAGCAAAGGAUUGUGCAACCUUGCUAACUAUUUAAUUUAUUUUUUGACAUUUUUGUUGUGCAGGGAUACAGUAAUAGACAUCGACAAUAUAGUAGGAAGUUAAGCAAUAUGACGUAAACAAAUAAUCUCAUGAAAAUAAUAUCACGCGUUAGAAAAAUUUGAUAUUUGCCAUAAAGUCAUACAUUCAGUAUGCUGUACGUUCUAAACUAUUAAUAAACAAAUGAGUUCAUUGUAUAGCUACAGACAAAGUUUGAAGGAAAGGAAGACAAAUUUGUGGCCGCAAUUUUGCCCACCCAGGAGAGUACCGCUGGUUGCUAAUCUUUGUUGUGUGUUUUUUUUAAAUCACUAAGUUUCUCCACUAAUUUGAAACCAACAGACUAGAGUACCACUAAUUUAGCAAAGUCGUUAAAUUUAAGUUGUUAUAGUGGUAAAUAGGCUGCGGUUACACUGCGGCUCCAAAAGUAGAAAUGAUUUUGACGCAAAGAGGUUUAACAUCCCGUAGCCCUGUGAAAGAGCUAUUUUUGAAUAGGGAGUACAGCCAGAGAAUGUCUUUUAAAAGGUAGUACAUUGAGAGCUCUAUGAAAAAAGAUGCCCAUAUUUUAUCAAUAUGGGUCCCUGUUACUUUUCCUGUUCAAUUUACCAAAGGGAAAUCUAUGGGUCUAAUAGGGCGAAAGAGCUCAAUGAUGAUUUAUCUCGUUCUGCCACGAGAGUCGUAUGACCAUAUUCUACAGGAAAUUGUCUGGAUGUCCUUCUGCAUACCUUAAUGUCACGGAAAAAAAACUAUUUAUAUGACUUUAUUUUAAGAAAGCAAAACCUACAAAGGAAUACAGGUUGUCUUUAUUAGGUCCCCAAACCAUCCCAUUUCCUUGGUUACCUAUCAUAAUAUUUGUACAUCUGUACAGGUAUCCAUUGCAUACAAAGGCCACGUCUGGGUUAUAGUAUACUUUACAGAAAGCCUAUAUAGAUCUUAUCUUACAGUUUGACACUAAACAAUUGCACCAAAGCCUCCCAUUAUAAAUACACGCUAUACUUAAAAACCUAUAUUCAACAAGAUUAGACAUAUGCAAACUGUUUUAAUCCAUGGAUAUGAUUUCCAGAAUACUUUCUGGUAUUCCUAAGGGAAACAAAGUGUCUUAGGACCCUGUAUUCAUUAACCAUGAUUUACUAGGGUAUUGUCCCACCCAUGUUUCCCGCACCCGCCCAUGCAGCAGGAUAUGGGUAAUAAUCCACCCAGUGGGGGCCGUUGAGGGAAGAGGUAGAGCCCAUUAAUAACAAAGAGGAUUCUUCUCUAAUACUAAGAGUGGGGCAUUGGGUUCUUUAAAAAUAAAGAAACGUCACAUUUAUUAAAGGAUCACUAUAGUGCCAGGAAAACAUACUCAGGGUCCCCCUCCUGCCGGGCUCUGGGGAGAGGAAGGGGAUAAACUUACCUCUUUCUCCAGCGCUGGGCGGGGAGCUCUCCUCCUCCUCUCCGCCUCCUCUCCUCCUCUUCGGCUGAAUGCGCAUGCGCGGCAGGAGGCGCGCGCUUUCAGCAAGUCCAUAGGAAAGCAUUCACAAUGCUUUCCUAUGGACGCUGGCGUCUUCUCACUGUGAUUUUCACAGUGAGAAGCACAGAAGUGCCUCUAGCGGCUGUCAAUGAGACAGCCACUAGAGGCUGGAUUAACCCUAUAUAAACAUAGCAGUUUCUCUGAAACUGUUAUGUUUAUAGAAAAAAGGGUUAAUCCUAGAGGGACCUGGCACCCAGACCACUUCAUUAAGCUGAAGUGGUCUGGGUGCCUAUAGUGGUCCUUUAAAAAUAUGGGAUGCAUGGUUAGGGCCGGACAGCACUUUCAUGUAUAGAUUAAUGGUCAGGAAUGGCUGAAAAUAUUAUAUAUAUAUAUAUAUAUAAUUUCACACAGCUCUGCACUCCAACCUUGUAACAACUGUGAAUUUACUUGCUUUGUGUUCAGUAACAGCUCUUCAUAAACAUAAAUUCUCUCUCUUAGUUACCCGCAUUUUGGGACUCCUCCCAGCAUUUAAAUAACCUACUAUUUAAAUAACCACCUUUAUUAACAAAUCGCAAGGAUCAGUCACCUGUCCCGAGGCAAGUUCCCUAGGGAUCUGAAACGUUGAUCUAUAUUGCUGAUCAUGGCGAUUUGUUAAUAAAGGUUAUUUAACUACUUGGAGGAGUCCCAGAGUGCAGGUAACGAAGAAGGAGAAUUUAUUCAUAUAAUAUAUUACACACACAAUGGUUUUGUCCAUUAUUCCAUUCCCCUGGGCAAGCAUAUUUAGGGUGUGAAGUAUUAGAGAUUUUGUUUUCAUAUUGAUUUAUUUUAGUGUGAUUUUGUUUUGUACUACUGUAGAUAUAGUAUGGUAAGGAAUUUGGUGGUAUUCUUGGGAAUGACGAUUCCCAAAAUGCCAGCAGAUUGUACAAAUUAAAUAUAUUCUCACACAGAGUAAAUAAACUUGUUGGAGUGCAACAGCAUCUUGAAAUGGCCUUUAUAAUGCUGAUGUUUGUUUUUAGCAAAAAAAUUCCCCUUGAUGUGGGCCCAGAGACUUUCCUAAUUCCACUUCUCCUGCUGCCAUUCAAAAGCACUGUACACACUAACAGGAUAAUUCAUUAAGUGUGUGUGUGUGUGUGUGUAUAUAUAUAUAUAUGAUAUUCUACAGCCCUGUGCUUGUUUGGAAGGUGCUGAUGGGAUACCAACGAGUGAAUUGAAAGUCAAUUUGAAAUUUAAGGUUAAAAUAGCCUAACUGGAAAAAUUCUCUUAGUAAGUUAUGCUAUCAGUUCAACUACUCUGGCCUUAAAUUUGAAAUUUUCUUUUAAUUCUCACGUUCGUGAAUAACCCUGAUAGACACAUAUAGGCUCACACAUUUAAAAAAAAAGAAAAGAAAAAAAGAAGGAAUAAAAUAUCAACAUCGGGCAGCUAAUUACUGGUGCACUCUUUAACCCCUUAAGGACCAAACUUCUGGAAUAAAAGGGAAUCAUGACAUGUCACACAUGUCAUGUGUCCUUUAGGGGUUAAAACAGCUUAAGUGUUUUGUGGAAUGCAGUCAAACAAGUCCUAAGCUUUGUGUAGUGGGAUUUUCUGCUGUUCUUCAGGAAUAAAAGGAGUGAUGAGGGAACCUGUAAUCUCAAAGUUCAAAUGAAAGUUCUAUGAUGUUAGAUCUGGUGAUAUGGAGGCAUCUAGCACAGUCCUGGUUUCCACGGGGCCAUUCUUAAAUACAGUUGCAAGAAAAAGUAUGUGAACCCUUUGGAAUGAUAUGGAUUUUUGCACAAAUUGGUCAUAAAAUGUGAUCUGAUCAUCAUCUAAGUCACAACAAUAGACAAUCACAGUCUGCUUAAACUAAUAACACAUAAAGAAUGAAAUGUUGCCAUGUUUUAUUGAACACACCAUGUAAACAUUCACAGUGCAGGUGGAAAAAGUAUGUGAACCCUUGGAUUUAAUAACUGGUUGAACCUCCUUUGGCAGCAAUAACUUCAACCAAGCGUUUCCUGUAGUUGCAGAUCAGACGUGCACAACGGUCAGGAGUAAUUCUUGACCAUUCCUCUUUACAGAACUGUUUCAGUUCAGCAAUAUUCUUGGGAUGUCUGGUGUGAAUCGCUUUCUUGAGGUCAUGCCACAGCAUCUCAAUCGGGUUGAGGUCAGGACUCUGACCUCAGCCACUUCAGAAGGCGAAUUUUCUUCUGUUUAAAGGACCACUCUAGGCACCCAGACCACUUCAGCUUAAUGAAGUGGUCUGGGUGCCAGGUCCUUCUAGGGUUAACCCAUUUUUUCAUAAUUAUAGCAGCUUCAGAGAAACUGCUAUAAUUAUGAAUGGGUUAAGCCUUCCCCCUAAUCCUCUAGUAGCUGUCUCAUUGACAGCCACUAGAGGCGCUUGCGUGCUUCUCACUGUGAAAAUCACAGUGAGAGCACGCCAGCGUCCAUAGGAAAGCAUUGUAAAUGCUUUCCUAUGAGACCGGCUGAAUGCGCGCGCAGCUCUUGCCGCGCGUGCGCAUUCAGCCGGCGGGGCGUAACGGAGGCGGAGAGGAGGAGAGCUCUCCGCCCAGCGCUGGAAAAAGGUAAGUUUUUACCCCUUUCCCCUUCCAGAGCCGGGCGGGAGGGGGUCCCUGAGGGUGGGGGCACCCUCAGGGCACUAUAGUGCCAGGAAAACGAGUAUGUUUUCCUGGCACUAUAGUGGUCCUUUAAGCCAUUCUGUUGUUGAUUUACUUCUAUGCUUUGGGUCAUUGUCCUUUUGCAACACCCACCUUCUGUUGAGCUUCAGCUGGUAGACAGAUGGCCUUAAGUUCUCCUGCAAAAUGUCUUGAUAAACUUGGGAAUUCAUUUUUCCUUCGAUGAUAGCAAUCCAUCCAGGCCCUGACGCAGCAAAGCAGCCCCAAACCAUGAUGCCCCCACUACCAUACUUCACAGUUGGGAUGAGGUUUUGAUGUUGGUGUGCUGUGCCUUUUUUGCCACACAUAGUGUUGUGUGUUUCUUCCAAACAACUCAACUUUGGUUUCAUCUGUCCACAGAAUAUUUUGCAGUACUGCUGUGGAACAUCCAGGUGCUCUUGUGCAAACUGUAAACGUGCAGCAAUGUUUUGUUUGGACAGCAGUGGCUUCCUCUGUGGUAUCCUCCCAUGAAAUCCAUUCUUGUUUAGUGUUUUACGUAUUGUAGAUUCACUAACAGGGAUGUUAGCAUUUGCCAGUGACUUUUGUAAGUCUUUAGCUGACACUCUAGGAUUCUUCUUCACCUCAUUAGCAGUCUGCGCUGUGCUCUUGCAGUCAUCUUUACAGGACGGCCACUCCUAGGGAGAGUAGCAGCAGUGCUGAACUUUCUCCAUUUAUAGACAAUUUGUCUUACCGUGGACUGAUGAACAGCAAGGCUUUUGGAGAUACUUUUAUAACCCUUUCCAGCUUUAUGCAAGUCAACAAUUCUUAAUCGUAGGUCUUCUGAGAGCUCUUUUGUGCGAGGGCAUCAUUCACAUCAGGCAAUGCCUCUUGUGAAAAGCAAACCCAGAACUGGUGUGUGUUUUUUAUAGGGCAGGGCAGCUGUAACCAACACCUCCAAUCUCAUCUCAUUGAUUGGACUCCAGUUGGCUGACAUCUCACUCCAAUUAGCUCUUGGAGAUGUCAUUAGUCUAGGGGUUCACAUACUUUUUCCACCUGCACUGUGAAUGUUUACAUGGUGUGUUCAAUAAAAACAUGGCAACAUUUCAUUCUUUGUAUGUUAUUAGUUUAAGCAGACUGUGAUUGUCUAUUGUUGUGACUUAGAUGAUGAUCAGAUCACAUUUUAUGACCAAUUUGUGCAGAAAUCCAUAUCAUUCCAAAGGGUUCACAUACUUUUUCUUGCAACUGUAUGUUUAACAGUAUGUGUCACCCGUAAAUAUAGUGACAUUACAAAGGAACAGUGUUUUCACCAUAUAAUGCUCCUGGUCUUUUAAAAUCAAGUCAUAUGCCUUGACUGAUGUAUGUCUAUGCAGAGCAAUUCAUAGAAACGUACUGGAUACCGCACUCACCAAAUAACCUAGAUGCUCUGAAGCCAGUACUGGCCAGUCCUCCCUUCCAAGAUAUGCAGAAAAAAUAAUGGUUCAAGUACUCUGGCAUAACAGAAAUAGCAGCUUUAUUGGGGCAAAAACAGCAACGUUUCGACCCUACCGGAUCUUUAUCAAGCUUGUGUCUCAUGUUAUAAAAUGUAAUAUUUAGUGCCAUAUAAUUAGCAAAUGCAGAAUUUUUAACGUCUACUGUAGAGAUUAGGAGGGAACUGCGUAACACUAUUUAUUCCCUGGUUUUCCCCCGCUAGACGGUAAUAAACACUUUCUGAGACUACAUGAUUUAAUAAUACUCCUGUCUCAUCUAGGUGUAACGAUAAAAGGACAGGUUUUCAACUGCAAGCUCUAAAACAGUUUUGUUAAAAUAAAACUAAAUACGCAUUUUUUUUUUUUUUUAUAGAACGACAAUUAGCCACUAAGGUCUGUCUAUAAACAUUUUUUAUGUAUAUACAUACGGUUUUCAAAUGUAGAAUUUCUAUGGAAAUAAACUGCUAAAAUCCCAUUAUCUCACACCCAUGCUGCAAUCAACUGUUUCUUGCAAGUAGACAAGAUUUUCUUGCAGACACGAAGUGCAGGAGUCGACCAUCCAAAUCUUUCAAUAAAAUUGAGCCACCACAGCCUCGGUGGCUUGAACUACAUGUUGUAUGGUUCUCGCCUCGCGGCGUUUGGAUGGGAUGGUUUUGGUUACUUGGUUUCUUCUUGGUUGGUUUUCUUUUUAACCUAUUACCCUUCUUUUACCUUUACCUCAACAUUACUUUGUAACAAUCUUUCAGGCAUGAGUUGUUAAAGGGAUACUAUAGGCAUCAAAACUAUUUUAGCUGAAAGGGUUACCCCAAUCUCCAUGACCACUUAUAUUAAGUGGUCAUGGUGGUAGGAGUAUGUAUGUGCAGUAUUUCUGCUUGAAACACAGCACAUGAAGAGUUAUUAUUAAUUGUGUGCUGGGGCUAGUUGAACCCCCAGCACUCGUGACUUAGGCAGCCCACAACUCUGUUCUUACAGUAUCCCUUUAAUCCAAAAUGUUUUGGUCUUUGGUCACUUUUUUUUUUUUUUUAAUGGCCGAUUGUACGUGAACCCGAUAUUAAUUAACAAAAAAUUAACAAAGAGCCCUAAAUACUUUGUGUUUGACAGUACUUAUAGCAGUCGUGUCAUUUAUCGUGAUGCUAACUGCUGAAAGUUUGUGUUGAAGGGAAUAUUUAACCCACCCUGAUAUUUAAAAUUGGUUGAUAUAUGACCUAGAAGACUGUUCUUUUAUUUAUUUUUUCCUUGGCUAAAAAGUCCACUUUUUAGCCAAAUUCUGUAUGUUUAUGUGCGGACAGUUUUUGUUAGCAACUAAUUUCCACCAUUGUGACGUUCUCGACAUACAGUUUUUUGUUGAGACGGACUCGCAUAUGCUAAUUCAUUUCUUUGUUCAUUAUUUACGCAGUACCUUUGCCAUUUGUUGGUGACGUUUAAAGAAACCAACGCAAACAAUGAGUUUGGCCUUUAGUAGGGCUCCUAUGAGUGACGAGUGCCAUCAAACUGUGACAAUACUAUUGACCACAGGGCUGUCAAAUUUAGAAACUAGGUCACGCAUUCCAUCAUCUCCACAGCCUGAAACUUGAUGUCUGCAUUAUUUGCUUGACGUCAGUUCCCUUUUGUGCCGGGAAUGAUAAUAGGGCUGGGCGUGGAGCACCCAGAGGCCAUUUCUAGUCUUUUGGUAAAAGAGCUUUGCACACCAUGCAAUGAAGAUGUUUUUUUGUCCGUUUCCCCCCCUCCCCCCCAUUUAGAGUCUGAGCUUCUUAGCACUACACUGGUAAAAAAUAAAAUAAAAAUAAAACUGUGUUCCCUUUAAGACCCCAUAUGCCCAUGUCAUUGAUUUGAAUAGACAAAAUAUUUUGCAACCCAAAUAGCAGUACAUUCAGAUGGAUACGUACUACAAAUAAUACUUUAUUGUCCCUUCAUUAAAAAAAAUACUAUUUCUCCUGAAAAAAAAACAAAAAAAAACUCUUUAUUUGUUAUUUUUGUUAUUCGCAUCCCUCAAUCCAAAUAUUUGCUUGCAUCGUAGUAGUUCUCGGUACCAACUAUUAAUAUCCCUUUUACUAAUUUUAAUCCUACAAAACGAAUCAACAAUGUUUGAUCUGUUUUCUCAGUUACCGAAAUGUGGAUUUUAUAGAAAUCUCAGACAUAAAGGUUUAGCUGCACUAAAGGUCAAAGUGUAUUUUUUUUUUUUCCCUAUAAAGCAGUCUGACAAUUUUUAAAGUUUGCAAAAUAAUAAAAAAUAGUCUUAAGGCAAAACUUGCGAACAUUUUCACAUGCUUACUGUGUCAAAAGUAAAUCUAGUUUUAGAGACUGCCUCUAGUGGCUGUCAAUCAGAUAGCCAUUAGAGGCACUUCCUACUUACUUGGCGACUUUUGGUAGUCUAACUGACGCUGGACGUCCUCACGCACUGCUUGCAGGGGUGGGAACCAGAGGGACACGAUAGUUAGAAAUACACUUUUGUAUUCCUAACCUUAUAGUGUUCCUUUAAUUUUGCACUUUAAUUAAUGGUAUUUGCUGUUGCUCCAGAUUACUGUCUUAAACUUUGUUAAAGGAACACUAUAGGGUCAGGAACACAAACAUGUAGACCCUAUAGUGCUAAACCCACCAUUAAGGUGGCUGCCCCUCCCCCCCUUCCUUAGCCCCCUUAAAAGUUAAUAAAACUCACCUUAUUUCCAGCGCUGCGCAGGUCUGCCAGGAUUGGCCCUGCGCCCAUGGUGACAUCAUCAGAAUUGCUGAAUUUUAGCCAAUCCAAUGCUUUCCCCAUAGGAAAGCAUUGAAUUGGUUAAAAUCGGCAAGGGGGCAGGGCCAAACGCCAAUCAGCACCUCCUCCAUAGAGAUGCAUUGAAUCACUGCAUCUCUAUGAGGAAAAUUCUGCGUCCCCAUGCAGAGCUUGGAGACACUGAACGGCAGUGCUGCCUACUGUGCAGCCCUGAGCCAGGAAGCACCUCCAGUGGCCACUCAGAGGUGUCCCUAGGGGCAAUGUAAACACUGUCUUUGCAUGAAAAUGCCUGAAGGCAAUGAUUGUACUCGCCUGAACAACUGCAUUAAGCUGUAGUUGUUCUGGUGACUAUAGUAGUGCCCCUUUAAUGUCUCUCUUUAUUGACUUUAUUGACUUUAUUUUUUUUUUACUCAUUCACAGAAUCUGAACGUGUUCUGUUAAUGUGCAACUUGCAUUUCUCAGAAUAGUUUUACCUUAUAUUUAACAAAUGUGUGUUUUGAGGAUUGUAAAAUAAUCUGAAAUGUAGAAAACUAUAAUGUCAGUCAUUUUUUACAAGCUUUUAUGGCAAUGAACAUCCCACCUAAGAGGUUUACCUUGAUGUGGCAGGUGGACUUACAUCUAAUGGCCAUUGGAGUUACUAAAUGACCGCCAUUUAUUUAUAUAUGCUUGGGGAUUUUGGCUAGUGCGCAGGUAACUCUUAUUUUCUUUGCUUGUUUUGGAUGUAUUUGGGCUGAUACGUGUUAUUGUCGUUGCUGCCACCCAGGAUUAGUGUGAGUUUUAGAGCAGGGCUUAUUUUUGUGUAAUAGUAAGUGAAGUAGAAGAAACUGAAACAAUGCAAUAUAUGCCCUGGUUGUGCCAGGACCAAGCUGAACGAUGUGAUCAAUCACAAAAUCUUUACUACACAUUUUAAAAAGAAAACAGAGCAUCGCGUAGAAAAAAAAUAAAAAGUUUAGCGCAAGUUAUAGGGGACUUUCAAUGUCUCUUUAAUUUGUGGGGUAAAUGUUAAAAAAAAAAUUGAUGCCAGAAAUUCCACCUUUUGUCAAGUUCUGUCAGGCGUAGAGAAGUCUUGUCUUAAGAUUUUGUUUGACUGCAUUGGAACACAGUUAAUGUAUUUCAUAAAGAGUUUAUGUUUAUGAAAAUGUAUUUAUUUUAGUUAUUUUUUUAGAGGAGGGACAGUGCUGCUUUAAAGAAACACUCCAAGCGCCAUAACCACUACAGCUUGCUCAGUCAGCCAAAAACUCUUCAACAAUAACUAGAGUCAACACUGAUUAGGAACUUCUGGACCUCCAGCAUUAGUAGUGGAGUCGGGGAGUGACCAAAAUAGUGUUCCAAAAACUAGGGCACUCCUAGCACCAUAACUACUACAGCAAGCUAUCAUUUCUAUUAUCCUUGUCUGAAAUUACCAGUAUAACCGAACAGCCUCAUCUUUACAUCAUCCAGCUGUUUAUAGCUUUUCUGACCUUUAAGAUGAUUGGUUAUCAUUAUCACAAAUACCAGGAAAAAAGCAAAAGAAUGCAUUGUCUUUUUUGCUGGUGGUGAAGGAAAACAUUUACUGUGUAAAUAAUAGCUUCAGAUUGAUUCUUUAUUUUUGCUGUGCAAAAGGAAGUACAAACAUGUCUGCGAUGCCACGAUCGCAAUAACAGACAUUUUAACGCUUACAUUGUCAAGACAUAAGAUUAAGUUCCACACUUUUUCAAAUUAAUAAACAGGAUAAUGCUAGUUAUAUCAGCAGAUUAGUAAAUAUGAGACUAAUAACAGGUUGUGUAGACUGACAUUUUGCUUCAGUAGAGUAACAAGUGUGAGAUGCAAUUAUAGUGAUGCAUUUUAAAAAAAAUUGAAGAGUACAAAUUAAACAUACUAGUUUUGCAUUGCUUGAGGUACAAGAAAAGGUAUGUUAUUAUUAUAUCAGGAGAAAACGCAAAGUAAGGAAAAUAAAAUAGAAACGGGUAACAGGAGUCCACCGCAUGGGUAGUUAAACUAGGAGAAAGCCUAUACAGGUAUGGUUGCCAGGGUGUACUUCAGGCUUCAUCCGAUGCCCAACUUGCUAGGAGACUGUUUUGCUCUGUGAGGAGGAUUCCAUAUGGGUUAGUGUAAGUGGCACGGGGGCAUCAAGGAGAGGCCUGCAGUCGGGUGCCAAUUCUCCCUUCUGGUGCAACAGCCGCCAUGUUGAGGUGUAAUGCCCCAGGCCUACGAAUUGUAGCUAGAGUCAGGACUGCCGCAGGCUCCAUUCCAGGUCCUCUAGAUCCCGAGGGGUGUGUGAUGCUGUGCUGCCUUGGCAUCCGCUGAGUGGGUUCAGACUGACCAGGUGGUCUUGAGGUUGAUGCAGAUUGGAGCAGAUAGGAGGGCUGAGUUGGGGUGUAGGAGAUCUGUGGUCGGGUUGUCAGGGCAGACUGCCUCCUUGCCUCUAUAGUAGCCCAGAAUUUCGCGAAGAUGUGAUCCAGUUUUGCCAGGGUUGUGGCAUUAUGGGUCUCUGCAUCGCAUCUGAUAGCGGUCUCAGCCAUUUUAGAAGCCUCGUGGCUUCUAUUGGAAGUAGCAGCGAGGGAUCUCCUGGUACCGGGAUGACCCCCACUGGUCCAAAAGGGUGGGGGGGGGAGCUGAAGUCUGCGAUGUGAAGUAGGACGUGGUUUCCGGAGAGCGGAUGUCCCUCCGACGCCUGUCCAGUAUGUCGGCCGCAAAUGGUGAGAUGUUAGUUUCCUGGAACAGUACAGCACCGAGUUUGGUACUGUAGAAAUCAGCAGGAUCUCCACUGUGCGGUGAGUCGUGUUUUGUGUUGAUAUUAGCAGGUUGGCAGGUAUAUAAAGUAGAUUAGGCAGUUUGUGCUCAGGAGCUUGUCAAACCUUGUCUGCUCUGCUUGCCAGUCAGGUUUCACCCACCAGAUUGAUUCUUUAUAACGCAGCAACUGCUAAAUACGAGGAACAAUGAAUUUCACGCACAUGUGUUUUUAUUUCAACUUUAUUUACUGGUAUUUUCUCUGCAUUCCAGUGUACCAUGUAUCCAGAAGGUCUGCUCAGCGCUGGAUCGUUCAAGCCGUCACCUUCACAGCUCCAGACGCCCAGGUGGCAAACAGCUGGGUGCAGACUCUGCAGGAACAGAUACAUCCAAGUGGUGAGGGGCUCAAUCACUGAGCCUUAAAAAAUAUACACACACUCAGCCAGUACCCUCAGCUGUGGAGAUGGUACACAAAAUUAUAUUAUUUAUUAAAGUGGACUACAACCAUCACCAGCCCGUAAUUUGCACUAUUAAAGAGUUAUUUUGCAUUGUGCUAGCCAUUUCAUUUUAAAUUUGUUUUAUCUAGUCAUAUAAUUAUUGCUUGCUAAAUAAAGAAAAUAAAUAUCUAGGACAAUGUAAGACUCGUUUUCAUGGGUCUUUAAAAGGAGCCCAAACUAUUUUACUGUGUAGGUUCCACUUCCUACAUUUUGGUACUGAUUAUUUCACAGAAGGCACUGUUUGCCAAUGUCCAACUUGUACAUCUCCCUCUUGGAGUACUGGUUGUAUUCUGAUCCACACAUUACCCUAUAGUCUGACUCACUCGAGGGAAAGAAGUUCACCAAUAGUUUUGCCAUUCAAGUCAUGGAAAAGCAGUCAGUGUGAUUAAAACCAAGUUCCCCUGAUUCUAAAUAGUGUUUAAAUAGUAUGUUCUCUCAGUUGGCCAAGUGGAACAGAGCUAUGCCAAGUCUUGGUAAAAAAAACACAAAAUACAACCAUCACCUUGGAUGAUGCUCUAAAUCUUAUUGACCCAAGUCGGCAGCAAACCUAGUCUAUACCCAGGUUCAGGACCAAUGGAAGAUUGCUUCUGAAUCUGGGGAAACUUGCUACUGGCUUGGUUGCUAUAAUUCCUUAAUGCACUUUUAUGUCCAUGGAAGGUCAGUGAUGGAAUCCUGAGCAUGUCCACAGCAAUCCAGGCUAGAUCCCGAACCAGGCUUUUAAUGAAUCGCCCUCACAUUAGAAACUAUUCCUCUUUCUGGAAAUCCAGUCUUUUCUCACUGUUUUGAAAAUAGACGUACUCCUUAAUAAGUCAUCUCACCAUUUCAGAGUAGUCUCACUCACAGGCAAGCAGUGUUACUCAUUGAAAAGGAAUCAUCAGUUGGUCAAGAGCAGCCCGAUUGGUCAUUAAAUGUACGUAGUCAAUAUGAAGCUGUCUCAGUCACUGGGAUUUGGUCUCCCCAACGUGGAAGCAGGUAUUACUCAUUGAUAAGGGAGUGUGACUUGUUUUUGGGUAAGCAGGUAUGGCUCGUUCUUUGGAGAGUAUUCACAUUCUCUGGGGUGAGGUCUUACUUGUAAUUAAUCUAAUUAACUAUGAAGCUGUCUUUGCCCAUAGAAUAAGCUCUAGGUCUCUCUCAAUAAGACAUCAGUCUCGCUCAUUGAGAAAGAGCUGUAUGUCGCUAACCGAUACAGGAUAAAUCGCCCCAGGUGUGUCCUGUUAUGCUCUGUUAUUUUUUUUUUUUCUUUUUUGUUUUUUCUUCCUCAGAAAGCGGACUACGUUUUGGCCACUCCUGGCAGUAGCAAUGUUCUACCAACUUUGACUCGGGUUUUCCUUCCUAACUAGCUAUCUAGCUAGUUGGUACACAGUCCAUAAAAAUGCAAUUGAGUAAGGAACUUCAAUAGUGAACCACUAUGAAUGGGCCUUUUUUAUAGACCAAAAACUCUGUUAAAGUAGAGACAAAUUAAGCCAGUCUAGAUGAAUACAACUUUUUACUAGAAAUAGAAAACUUCAAGCACCAUGACCACGUCAGUGAUUUGAAGUGGUCAUGGUGCCUGCAGUCUUUACUUGCAGCAUUUUGCUAUGAAACUCUGCACAUAUAGAGAUUGACCUCUGUGCUGCUGUUGGUGUAACCCUACCUCUGGCAACAUCAUCGGGGCAUCACUAGCGUUCCGGGCUGGAUAAUAUCAAUUCUGUGUAAAAUUGGGGUCUGACACCAGCACACUGACAAUAGUGGCACAGCCCCUCCCUGCGGCCCCCCGUGCUCCCCUUAAUCCACCAUCCAUUACCUUCCUCCUCCUCCGGCGAGGAGUAGUGAUAUCAGUGGAGGGAGAGCAGACUGAGAGAGAGAACUUGGCCUAGGCACUUCAUUUUACUGGGGGUGGGAGGGACAAGGUUGGAAAUGGAGCAAUCACUAUGAAAACCAUUCGGAAUUUUCCUUGCUGAUUUCCCAUAAUUUCUACAGCAAGUAAGUAGAUGACAAUAUUAUGGGAUGGGGGCACAGUUGGAGAAUAUCUUUCACAAUUGAUGUUUUAUAAAUGUAGAUAACGUCCACACACAUCUCAUUCUUGGACUAACUGCAGUAAAAACACAAGGCCGGUUUGUACACACUGGCCUCUUGCCCGCUUUGUUCUAACUCAGACACCCUCCUGUACUCAUUGUCUUUUCUUCCUCUAUAGGGAACACAAGACCACAAAGGCUGCUGGUGUUUAUCAACCCCUAUGGUGGCAGAGGAAAAGCUUCAAAGGUUUUCAGAAAAAAAAUAUCUCCUCUCUUCCAGCUGGCCGGAAUUGAGACGGAAGUGAUCGGUAUGUAAUCUAUAAUUCUGUAACCUGUAAACCUAACAUGGAACAUUAUUCCCACUGUUAGUCUGUGAUCCCCACAUUCUGCCUUGUGCUUUUAACAUUAACCCCUUAAGGACCAAACUUCUGGAAUAAAAGGGAAUCUUGACAUGUCACACGUCAUUUGUCCUUAAGGGGUUAAACACACUGUCUGUCUCCGAGUACUCUUUGCAAGUGCAUGCGCACAGUGGGUGCUUUACUGUUGACCAUUGUGUUACCGGUUGAAGCGAAGACUUCAAAUGUGGCCAGUGAUGUAAAACAAGAAUGCAAACUAUCCGAGGGAGAACAGUGGAUGUGGGAACAUACAAGCACUUUGCAAUAGAUGAGAUCUGUAACUUGCAGUAUUUAUGUAACUUUAUUAUUUAUAGUCUAUGAUUAAGCACUUGGUAGCAGGAAAUGUAAUAACUGUGCGUCAUUCCUGUACCGUGCACAUAUUACGUCUGGAGUUACACUCAAUAAAGUUCUAUGCAAUAAUUAUAUUAUCUUUACCUAGAAUGAUCUGUAUGUUACCAGGAAUUAAUGUUUUCUCUGCACUUUGCUGUGUCUGUUUUUUUUUUUUUCUUUCAUUUUAUCAUUCGCUUUUUGCUUAUUCCAUUCAUAGGGUAAAUUUAUACGAGUGCACCUUAUAGUGUGUUCAUGAUCUUCUCUCGGUAUAAACGUGUGAUAUAAAGCAUGACCCCCUACUCUAUUUUUUUUUGUCUCGUUUUAAUUUUUGUAUUUUUUUUGCCUUGUGUGAUUGGCAUCUGUCGUAAAACCAUGUCAAGUUGUAAGCAUUCCAACGACAUGUAUUGUUCCCUUGUUUAUGAUGCUUGAUUUUAAAAUAAAGAAUAAAAAAAAACCAUGAGCACAGAUUUAGAUGAUUUUAUUUACUAAGCAGGGAGUUGUUGCCUUUUAACCAAAUUGUGGUACAUUAAGGAGAAAGCAACCAAAUCGUUUUUUUUCAGGCAAUAUUCCUGCAUCAUUUUCUUGUUUUGGUCCCACAUUUACAACAGUAUAUUUUGCAACUGACACUCUGCGUUGCACUGUGUAGAGAAUGAACCCCCAGAGAAUAUAAUUUUCUCAUAGAAAAUACUAACUAUAACAGCCAGCAGAAAUAAAACCAUGUGACUCUUGCAGAGGUCGGGCUUUUAAGCAUUGUCAAAAAGGAGGUGACACUAAAACUUAAAUAGACUACACAAAACAAACAAAGUAGGCUUAACCAAAGUCUGGAGGAGGUCCAGAGAUGGCAAAGGACAGGUGGAAAGACUUAAACCAGUAUUUAUUGAUAUGACACAUAAAAAGAACAAAUGAGAACUCACACCCAAAACAAUGUGACUACUUUAAUAACUAACCUGUUCACUGGGUGAUGCCGUAUAAACAAUCCCUAUUGAGUAUUUAAUUACUCCCAGGUCUCCAGGAGUAGACUAAAAUUAGCUGAGCUACCGAUACUAGAAUAAAGUAUUCUAAACAGCCCCUAUAUAUAUGGACUCUCUAUAUGGACUGCUUAGAAUAUACUAAUAUCUACUCCUUUAUUCUAGUAUUAAAUAUUAGAAUAAAGGAGAAUAUAUAUAGGCAAAAAGGUCUAGGGAAUGUAAGAAAAGGUAUCUUUUGAGGCAGGCUAAUUACCUCCAUCGAGAGGCAAACAACAAAGAGAGGUUACCUAAAAACAUUACCUCGGUACAUAGAAACCACAAUGUAAGUACCAUACAAAGUUAAAUGGCUAAUUUAGAAAGAGAGUAGCAAAAAGAAGUCAUGUAGGCAAAAAAAGAUAAGCUGAGAGGGAAAAACCUGACAAUCACCUUAGUUCAAUCAUGGUGACCCAACAAUAACCAGUAGGUAGAAACCCCUAAAUCAGCUAAUAUAGCAAUGCCCUAAUAAUACCGUGGCACACAAUAGAAAAUGUAUGUGUCUACAUUUCCCAAAUUCUAUCAAACCUCCGGGAGCAGAAUCAGAAGAGUGCCAAGUGCUACCCAUAGUGUAUAAAAGACAGACAAACAGACAAAGCCCAUCGCAUGUUUCAGUGUGGAACUGUUUCAGCCAGAGAUGAUACUGAUUACCCCUCUUAUCUUCUGUGUUAACAGAAGGGAUAUUUAUAAUGGGAUUUAUCAGACUAGAGUUCCAUCGAGUCCUUAAAGCGACUUUGUUAUCUCAACUAUUACAAUGUAUAAAUAACAUGUUUUCAUUUGGUCCCACCAAACUCCGAACCAAAAACAUUUUUAAUUCUUUCUUGUUCUGUACUUGUGGAUGGAAUCUACUAACACAAUUUAUAGAUUUCCCUUUUGGAUUAUUUUUUUUAUGCACACUAAAUACUGAAUUGUUUUAAUGGCAGUCUGAGGGCAUGAUUCAAUUAUUUAAGUACGUUUUGUCUGAAGAUCAAGUUCCAGCAAUUUCUAUCUUUAUAUUAUCCUUACAUUCACAGUCCAGGUAACUUUUACCUAAGUUACAUACGUUUAAAAUUAAACAAAUUCCUCCCCCCCUCGUGUAGCCUCAUGCUCUGUCUCCUUCUUUUAGAAACUACCCGGGCAAAUCAUGCCAGAGACUUCAUCCUGGAGGAAGAUCUGCAGAAAUAUGACGGGUAAAGACAGUUUCUUUCUGAAAACCAUCCUGAGCUUUAAUAGCCUUCUACACGAGAGACCUUCAAAUUACAAAUGAUUAUACUGCACUUAUAUUAUAUUUAUAUUGCCAACGUAAACCGGACAAGAGUAGAAUUGUUGUAACCCCAAUCCUAAGAAACCUGCUUAUGGUGCUCUCAUUAAAUAAAUAGGUCUUUCCUUUGCGGAACAAGGAUCCAUGAAGACCAAAUUGUUAUGAUGUCAUAGACCUAGGGAUAGGUCUUCGCACUCCAGAUGCUGUGGACUACAUCUCCCAUAAGGCUCCUACAGCCAUAAUGCUGGCAAAGCAUUAGAGGGAUGUAGGCCACAAGAUCUGGAGUUCCGAAGGUUGCUUAUCCAUGUUAUAGAAUGUCACUGCGGUUAAUGUGUUGCCACAGUGUAUCACUCCCAUACUAUGGGAAGCUAUAGAUCCCUUCCCUGACAGAUCCCCCACAGAGAUUAACCCUCAAUCUAUCGCUGCUGAUCAUACCUGUGUGUGUGUGUGUGUGUGUGUGUGUGUGUAUAUAUGUACAUAUAUAUAUAUAUAUAUAUAUAUAUAUAUAUAUAUAUAUAUAUAUAUAAAAAUAGUAGCAAAGAGAGCACUCCAAAGGACUUGUUGAAAAAUUAUUUUUAUCAAUGUGCAGAAAAAAUCGACGUUUCGACCCGCAGGUCUUUAUCAAGAUACAUAACGCAGUGAAGUGAUAACAUUUAUAGCAAUAAAUAAUUAGGGGGUAAUCACUUACCCUGAGAUAGGUGUGCAGCUACGGAACCAUGUGUACAAGCUGUGAAUAGAUGAAGAGUAGCAUGCGAGUUCCGUAACGGAGUGAUGACGUCAACCACGUGCGACGUCAACCACCAGGAAAAGGUGGUAAGAAAGCGUCCUGUUUCCAUAGAAACAAGUAAGUGAUCGUGUAUAGUGUGAAACAGGAAAGAUCUAAGCAAGUAGAAGAGAAAGAAAAUAAUAGCCAUGGUGUAUCUUAAAACGAGCAUAUAUAAAAUAUGAACAGAAAGUCCAGAGAAUAUAGACAUAUAGAAAGCAGUAAAGAGAAAGUAUUGAGUAAAAAAGAUAGAAAGAUAGUAAAGAAGAAAAAAGAAGUCGAUCCAAGAUUCUACUUCAGCGGGAGGUCUAUUGGAUUAAAACAUUGGACACUUUACAUCCCAAGGGCCUGAAUGAAUAUCUGUCUUUCCAUCCAUUUCUAGAUACACGCUAAUUUGAUGUGCUGUUUAUCUGUGUAAUUUUUGGUUCUGCUUCUUACUAUCUUCUCGGUCUCAUUUUCAAAGUUCUAAUCAUCUAUUCUUGUCAUUUCUCUGCAUAAGGGAUUUUCUUCUUUUAUUAGUAGUUCCAUGGUGUACUUAUUAUGCAUACUGUAUAUUGAUAGUACAAUGUAUAUAUAUACACAAUGCUUGUGAUUAUUCUAACAUAUGUAUUUACUGACGGUCCUUAUUUUCUUUGCUAUUCUACAUGCUUCAUUUUCUUUCUUUUCACUCUGUUUUAUGGGUUUACUACUUUGAUACAUAGUGGCUUUGUCCCACUUUUUUAGUUGUCACGGCAGUUUCUCUUCUUUUUUUCUUUCUUUCCUUAUCUUUUCUACUUUCUUCCUUCUCUCUAUUUCUUCUUUUUUCUUCUUUACUAUCUUUCUAUGGUUCGAUCUUUUUUACUCAAUACUUUCUCUUUACUGCUUUCUAUAUGUCUAUAUUCUCUGGACUUUCUGUUCAUAUUUUAUAUAUGCUCGUUUUAAGAUACACCAUGGCUAUUAUUUUCUUUCUCUUCUACUUGCUUAGAUCUUUCCUAUCUUGUUUAUUUCACUGUUUCACACUAUACACGAUCACUUACUUGUUUCUAUGGAAACCGGACGCUUUCUUACCACCUUUUCCUGGUCGCACGUGGUUGACGUCAUCACUCCGUUACGGAACUCGCACGCUACUCUUCAUCUAUUCACAGCUUGUACACAUGGUUCCGUAGCUGCACACCUAUCUCAGGGUAAGUGAUUACCCCCUAAUUAUUUAUUGCUAUAAAUGUUAUCACUUCACUGCGUUAUGUAUCUUGAUAAAGACCUGCGGGUCGAAACGUCGAUUUUUUUUCUGCACAUUGAUAAAAAUAAUUUUUCAACAAGUCCUUUGGAGUGCUCUCUUUGCUACUAUUUUUCUAUCUAUUUACGCUUUGCAGCACCGAGGCUUUUUCUGGGAUCAUCAUUUUUUAAAGGUAGAGUGCCGGAUUUUGUAUAUAUUUAUAUAUAUAUAUAUAUAUAUAUAUAUAUAUAUAUAUAAAUUCUAACCUAUUUCCUUGCAGUGUGGUGUGCGUUGGGGGUGACGGAAUGUUCAGCGAGCUGUUACAUGGACUAGUGACACGGACGCAGAGGGACAGCGGCAUCUGUGAGAAGGAUGAGAACUCUGUACUUACAACCUGCAGACUGCGCAUAGGCAUUAUACCGGCAGGUAAGCGUUAAAGCGGUUCUUCACCAAAAAUGAUAUAAUUUGCUACUUUAUGGUUCACUGUGUCUGAAUUUCCUCCUAAAUUCUGUAGUUUACAUAAAAGUAAAAAAGAAAUGUAGGGACUGGUAUGAACAGUUAAAUUGAGGUUAUUCCACAGCAUCUCUAUGGGGUUAAGGACUGGGCUCCGACUGGGCCACUCCAAAAGGUGAAUUUUUUUUUUUUUAAGCCAUUCUGUAGUGGGUUUCCUUGGAUGUUUAGGAUCAUUGUCCUGCUGCAUUGCUCAACUUCUACUGAGCCUCAUCUGUCGCACAGCCACCCUGAUAUUAUCCUGUAGGAUAUAUUGAUAAACGUGGGAGAUUAAUUUUUCCCGCAAUGAGGACAAGCUGUCCAGGCCCCAAAGCAGCAAAACAACCUCAAAUCAUGAUGCUCCCUCCACCAUACUUAACUGUUGGGAAGAUGUGUUCAUUUGGUAUGAGGUGCCCAUUUUACAGUAUAUGUAGUGCGGCAUGGUCAUUCAAAACAACUCAACCUUUGUUUCAUCACUCCACAAAACAUUUUCCCAGUAGUGUUGUGAAGUGUGACACCGCCUGCAGGGUCCACUCCUGCGAGAGAGCGGUAUGGGUCCCGGCGGGUGUGCAUCGUUGCAGCGGCAUUCCCACACAUCAAGGGGAAUGCUACCGAAUAUUUACCUGACUUGCAGGCACCCGCAUCUCGUUCUGGCGGUAUUCCCACGUGGUAAUGGGAAUGCCACCCAUCACUCACCUCAGGCCUCUAACAGGAACUCCUCUCCCUCACACAGCUGUAAUCAUUAGAGACUCCGGCCUCUGCAGAUUAGGUCCUUUUAAGGUUUUGUAUCAACCCUUAGUGCCAUUCCAUUUGGAACGUGUGGGUGAUGUCACACACACACGUUCACUAUCACAUGCUUCCCUGUAGCCAAUCAGGGAGCACCUUAGGCUAUAUAUACCUUUUUUUUAUCCAUUUGUCUGUGCCCUGUCGUGGUUUCCAUUGUGGUUAUCCGAGAGCAUGUUUCUGGUAUUGAUUCUUGUGUGUUUUGACCUUGGCUUUCCUUCUGACUAUCCGAUCUCUGUACUCCUUGACCUUUGGCUUGGCUCCUGACUACCCUGACCUCGAUAUUCCUCAACCUUUGGCUUGUUCUUUGUUUCCGUGAUUUCUGAGUUCUUGUCCAUAGCUUGUCUUGUGGUUUUUUCCUUUUGUACGUUAAAUCCGGCCAUUCUAAGGCCCGGUAAUACGUCGUAGGGUUUUCUUUUAUAUAUUUUUUUUACUUAAGUUCUGCGUGUUAGGCAUUAGCUAUUACUGACACUUCCGAUGCACAGCAGUAUUUUUUUAGUUUUUUUUGUAAGCAACUGCUUUCUUCGUGAUGUCCUGCCAUAAACACCAUGCCUCUUCAAUGUUUUCCAUAUGAUACUUAUGAACAGAGAUAUUAACUAGUUCCCAUCCGUCGUACAGAUGGAUAUCUAAGCUUUUUGAGAUAACUUGGAACCCUUUAUACAAUGCAACGAUUUUUGAUUGCAAGUAUUCUGAGAGCUCUUUUUUGCAAGGUCUGUCCCUUUCAGGUGUCGCCAUCUUCCUCCAUCUGCUCCUCUUCAGAAGUGCCAGGAGCUGACGUCACUGCCGUACACUUGCGCAUGCACUAGGGUACAGCAUUGAGGUCUAUGCAGGAUACCGCAAGACAGUGGAACCCUCCAUAGCCAGAGCCAAUUGCCUGCAGUCAUCACUGGUGAUGGCUGUCAGGAUUGAGUUUGUAGCUCUGCCCAAAGUGUGAGAAAAUCAGGUGGAGGAGAAAUACAGAGACAAAAUAGUCCAUACUUUGUCUCUGAAUUUUGUCUCUGUGAAAUUACAACAGUCAAAAUCAGUAUUUCAUAGUGAUAGUGACGUUUUUGUACGUAAAUGCAUAAAUAAAUACAUAAAUGAUCAUAUCUAAAGGGUUCGCAUAUGUUUUCUUGCCACUGUAAAUGACAAAAUUACAAUAUGAAUGUAACUCCUAUUCUAUGUUCCACUGUGUGCAGGUUCCACGGACUGUGUGUGUUUUGCCACCGUUGGAAUCAAUGACCCUGUGACAUCAGCGUUGCAUAUUAUUAUAGGUAUGCCUUAUAGCAAGAUUUAUGUAUCAUGUAGAAAGUAUGUGGAAUAACUGGUCGUUCAUAAAGAGUUACUGUUCACUGCUCGAAGAGAACAACUUAUUUAAUUUACAUUCUUAAACACACAAUAAUUACACCUGUUUCAGUUACCAUUUUGUGUUUUUGGAAUACACAGUGCUUUACAAUGAGAUACACAAAUAUUAUCUAAUAUGUGUGAAAACACGUGUUAACUCGUAGGGGACACACAGCCUAUGGAUGUCUGCGCGUCUUACCACGCGGAGCAGCUCAAAAGAUUCUCUGUGUCACUGAUUGGUUAUGGCUUCUUCGGGGAUGUCCUAAGGGAGAGCGAGAAGUUGCGUUGGAUGGGUCCUUUCCGAUACGACGUGUCAGGUACCAAAGCCGGAGCAAUAUGCAUGCAAAGCUAGGUUCUUCUCUCUACCACUGAGUUUUAAGGGUACCAGUGGAGACAAAUUAUAGUUCUGCCUGCUUCCAUUCAAUCCCUUCUUAUUUUCAACCAUUCAUGCAUGACAACCCUCUUUCCAAAAAUGUUUUCAAUAACAACGCCUAUUGACUACAUAUUUAUAUCUGCUGAGUUGUCUGAGUAGGGGAGACUAUCAUCUUUCUGUCUUGGGGUGUCAGAAAUUUAAAUGUGUUCCUUUAUUUCUCUAUCCACUUUUUAAUCUAGUCUGUUGUCAGUCAAAUGUCUGUCUAUCUAUGGAUAGCUGUCUACCUGUCUCUCUACCCAUAGUUAUCGUUUUAUCUAUAUUCUUUCUGUCUUGAUUCAUCUGUCUGUCUCUGUUUUAUUUUCUUCAUAUAUCUAUUAUUCUCAUCUUCAUGUAUCUAUGUCUUUUUGUCUGUAUGUUUGAAUUAUUUCUUUGUAUAUUUUUCCUUUCUCUAUUCUUUCUUUCUCUCUCUCUCUAUUCUCCUGUUACCAGUCUCUACUUAUCUAAUCUGUUUUAUCUUUCUCUACCUCUCUUCACUACGUGACGAGUUCGGUUAGAACCAGCUAACCCACCUAUUAUGUUAUGAAACGUCUGAUCACUUCUGCUUAUCUUUUAUCUAGGAUAGCCUUAUGCCUGUUUCAAUACUUACUUCCUGUUUCCACUGAAAGAGUGUUCCAGGCACCUCUCUACUGUCCGUGUAUUACAGUAUAUUUAAGAUUACUUCCCACCCUCUACCUUCAAAUCAACUCACCUUCAUCCACUAGCUCCUUCUUCUGUUGUUAAAUUAAAUAAUGAUCAUUUUAAGAGCUUUAUUAAAUCAAUAAUUGCAGCUGAUAAUUUGAGUGGAUUUUUUUCCUUAGGAUUUAAGAUGGUUCUCCUUAACCGGGCCUAUAGAGGGACUGUAGAAUUUCUCGAAGCAGAUGACUGUUAUUCCAACCCAAGAGACAAUACUCGCUGCAGGACAGGGUAAAACUCUCAAUCCCCUUCACUGUCUAUGCUUUUACCACUUUUCCUAACACUUGCAAAGAGUAGCAUACCAAUAGCAAACUUAGAUAUGCUUGAUUUUUCAGGAUGCCUGUGAGGCUCUUCUUUCUUCAUUCUUUCUUCAUUCUUUCUGUAUUAUUAAGUGCCUGUAAUGGUAUUUAUUAAUUAAUGACUUUUUGUCAUAAAAAAAAAGCAUAAUGAGCUUAAUGCUUUAGACGCACCACUAGAUGUCAGUAAAGCAUAUUUAGUGUAAUGCUUUGGGGGCACCACUAGGGGGAGUGUGUAGGAAGACCUGUGCUUCUGGCAGUGACAUCACAGGCCAGCCUACUUACACUGAAUAAAACCCAGAUGUGAGGAGAAGCGAGCUCUCUGUUUGCCUGUACCUGACUGAUCAUGUAGCACCAGCUCUGACUUAGCCCCAGCCCUUUGGCUGGGGCCUUGUAAGUAAUAUGUUUGUAUUGUAACAGUUAGCAAUUGUAAUAGCCUUAGCAACCAAUAGUGUUUUGUGUAGUAUUGUAUUGUAUAAUUAUUGAAAUUGACAUUCCGCUAGCAUCUGUUUAUUUAUUAUAGUUAUAUUAAAUAUACAUUUAAUAUUACAACGUUUUGUGUAUUUUCUAUCCACAUAUUAGACCAUAAUACCAUGAAUUAUAAAAAUAUUAAUGUUGUUCCGUAUUGCUUAAUUAUUAUGUAUUAAGAGAUUAAUAUUCAUAUUUAGGUCACGAACCACAACAGUGCCUAAAACUAAAUGGAAACCUCCUGCAGGGGAUUACUUAUAUUUUUGAAAGUGUAAAAUGACCACCUACAUUUCUUUUAACACUCGUUUCUAUAGCAAAGUAUAUGUAGGCACAUACAAGGCUGAUGCUACUAGCAACUCUGCACCACUUAUUUACCAAUCUGCUCUACAGGAUCUCUCAUAAAACAUAUUGAGAACCUGCACAGGUUGCUUAGAACUCGCAAGACAUGUGUACGUGCAGUAACAUGGGAAGCCUAUGGUCUGUGGUCAUAUACUGCAUAUAUCUGAAAAUCAGAGCAGCUAUAAUGAAUGGGGUCGAACGUUAGUUGGGAGCUGUUCGUGGAAAACCUAGACUAAAGGAAAAUAGAUGCUCAGCUAGGGCUUUUUCCGCAGGCGAUCUGCUGACAAAGACAUGCACAUUGUUGCCCCGAAAAUGUAAAUCAUGUAACUUGUCCCUAUGGCUUUUUAACAUAUGUAUUCUAUAAUCUCGCUGUCUUUGCUCUGCCCAAUACCCAUGUCUUUCAUUUGAGUGACUUUUUAAAUGUUUCUUCUUUUUUUAAUCCAUUUUUUUAGGUGCCUUGUGUGUUCGGAAUCAUCAGAAAAACUGAGAGAAGUGAUGGAAGCAGAAAAUCAUUGUGAGUAUUGAAUUAUUUUACCUAUUUUUAUAGCACCAAUUCAUCCAAUACACGGUUUGUGUAAGCCUGGCUGUAUAGCAUUGUCAUUUUUAAAUAUGUUUAUAUUAAAUCCCACACUUUUAUAGCUCUUUCACCACCCCCAACCCAUAUUUCUGGGAGGCUCGGUACGCUUAUUUACAUUUAAGUAGAGUUGUGAUGACAUUGGACUUUACUACUGCACUAGGCCUUCCAUUUAAAAAGAUAAUAUCGCAAACACUAGUUUGCAGACCCCCACUGUGAGUAACAUUGCCACAGAGCAUUGUUGGCUAAGCUUGGCCAGGUAAAUGGUUGUGAACUACAUCUCCCAUGAUCCUUAGCCAUCCUUUAAGGAAUUGAAUUGUAUUUCUUAAUCAUUUAUAAUAACCGGUGAAGUCACUGCUGCCCUAGAACCAGUUGAAUGCUAAUUGGUAUGUCUCGUGUUGUUUGAUUUAAUGCAUGGACACUCUCUUUCUGCUAUUAGGUUGUACCUCUAAUAAGUGGAAAAAAGUGAGUGGCUCCUUCGUGGCUAUUAAUGUUACAGGCAUGUCCAGCGCUUGCCCUAAAAGUCAGGAUGGCCUGUCUCCGACAGCACAUCUAGCAGAUGGCACUGCUGACCUCAUCUUGGUGCAUGAGUGCAACAUGUUCCGCUUCCUGAGACAUCUCAAAAGACACACGAGUAGCAAAGACCAGGUAAGAUACCUAUACAGACUAAGACAGCAUUGCAUGUUGGACAGCUCACAGUUUGAAAGAGCAUACAAUCUAGUAUAUAUAGUAUAGGUAGGUCUUUAAUGGCAUGUCCACCUUGACUAGAUCAUUUUGGUAUUUAUUUAUUUAUGAAUUACCGAUUGCCCUGCGCAACAAUGAACAAUUUUUAAUCACAUAUUUACUAAGAAAAAGGCGAGUCCUAGAGUUACAUUUGGAGUGAUCGGCAGAGACUUUACUCGGAAUACUGCAAAUUUAGCAUUCUGUGCCAGAAUUGCUUCACUCUUUACUAGAUAAACAAUGACCGAUCCCUAUUUUAUUAAGGGUUUAUUCUUUAAAGGACCACUCCCGGCACCCAGACGACUUCAGCUUAAUGAAGUGGUCUGGGUGCCAGGUCCCUCUAGGAUUAACCCUUUUUUUUAAAUAUAAAAUAACAGUUUCAGAGAAACUGCUAUGUUUAUAAUUGGGUUAAUCCAGCCUCUAAAGCCUCUAGUGGCUGUCUCAUUGACAGCCGCUAGAGGUGUUUGCGUGCUUCUCAAUGUGAAAAUCACAGUGAGAAGACGCCAGCGUCCAUAGGAAAGCAUUAUGAAUGCUUUCCUAUGAGACUGGCUGAAUGCACGCGCAGCUCCUGCCGCGCAUGUGCAUUCAGCCGAAGAGGAGGAUCAGAGGCGGAGAGCUUUCCGCCCGGUGCAGGAGAAAGGCAAGUGUUUAACCCCUUCCUCUCCCCAGAGCCUGGCGGGAGGGGGCACCCUCAGGGCACUAUAGUGCCAGGAAAACGAGUAUGUUUUCCUGGCACUAUAGUGGUCCUUUAACUCACUCCAGUAAAUAAUGUUGCAAUCAAUAUAAGAGUCUGUUGCACUUCUAGGUGCUCAAUGCUGCCCCCUUCCUGUGAUGUACUGUACUCCAGAAAUCAUAUAUAUUUCCCAUUAUUCCAUAUGUGUAUCAAUGCAUUUACUGUCAGAGUACAGGUUGUGGCAGUAUAGUCUUGCAUAUAUAUUUGUUAGCUUUUAAAUGUGGCGUUGCCAAUAAGUGACAGUUAUGUUAGGUGUUAUUUUAGUUGUUAAGGUUUUUUUGUACAUUAAUGUCUCUGUGUACUCCAAUAGUUCGCUUUGCCCUACGUGGAAGUACACCGGAUCCACGCCAUGCGUUUCAUUCCUGACCACAAGGAAAAGGAUGUUACGGAGGAGGACAAUAUCAGGCGAAGAAAGAGCAUCUUUUCAACUCUAUGCAGUGGCGCUCCACAGACCAGCACAUGGAACUGUGAUGGAGAGAUCUUAGAAUGUGCACAAAUUAGCGUCAGGUGAGGAAUAAAAAUAUAUGUUUGAAAUGGUACCACGACGGGAAGUGUUAGUAUUAUUUAUUUCUACAACAACUGUGUUCAUAUGUUACUUUGCAAGCAAUUUUGUAUUUGCAUGUCACACUGACAGGCUAUUUAUUCAUAAGGAAACCAAGCACCAAAACACCUUAAAGGGACACUAUAGUCACCAGAACAACUAUAGCUUAAUGGUGUUGUUCUGGUGAGUAUAAUCAUUGCCUUCAGGCAUUUUAAUGCAAACACUGCCUUUUCAGAUAAAAGACAGUGUUUACAUUGCCCCUAGUGACACCUCCAAGUGGCCACUCCUCAGAUGGUCACUGGAGGUGCUUCCUGGGGCCAUUCAGCAUCUCCACGCACUGCAUGUGGACACUGAAUUUGCCUCAGAGAUGCAUUGAUUCAAUGCAUCUCUGAGGAGGUGCUGAUUGGCCAAGACAGUGUUUGCCCCGCCUCCUUUGCCGAUUUUAGCCAAUCCAAUGAUUUCCCCAUGUGAAAGCAUUGGAUUAGCUAACAAAUGUAAAUUCUGAUGUCACUAAAGAAGUGCGCUGGAAAAAAGGAGAGUUUUAAUUGCUUUUAAGGGAUCUGAGUGGGGGGGAAAGCAAACUUAAUAGUGUGUUUAGCACUAUAGGGUUAGAAAUACAUGAUUGUGUUCCUGACCCUAUAGUGUUCUUUGUUCCUUUAAAGGACCACUUUAGUGCCCUGAGGGUGCCCCCACCCUCAGGGACCCCCUCCCGCCGGGCUCUGGGGAGAGGAAGGGGUUAAACUUACCUCUUUUUUUCCAGCGCUGGGUGGGGAGCUCUACUCUUCGGCAGGGCAAGACUGGUGCCAAGCUGGAGUUCCUAUACUAGCUUAAGGACAUCAGUCCAUAUCACAAAUACCCAUCCUACUCUAAUAUGGUGAUCAUUAGAGGGAUCAGGCAAUCAAUGAUAUGGUCUUCCUCACUCUGUAUAAUAAACAUUAAAGAGAAUGUUGUGGGAGAUAAGAUACAUUUUCCAAUUCAAUAUUUGAAUAUUUUUCCCACAGGGUACACCACCAGCUCAUCCAGCUCUUUGCACGAGGUAUUGAAGGCACAUGCUGCAGCUGAAGAAGGAGCACCAAGCAUUGUAUUGCUUUAUUUUCUCCUAUUGCACUUGAAUUAAGGGCAUUAAUGCUAUUAAGACCUGGAACUCAGCAUAUCACUAGGUGAAGAAAAGCUCGGGUCAGAGGCUGCUGGACAGCAAUCCCAGGAGUAGCCAAACACUGCCACUUAAUAGACACAUACACAGGCUCUUAUGAUGACGUUGUUGAUGAAAUUCUUUCGCUUUCUGUAGGAGCAGGGAAAUAUUUCUACACGGCAAUUAAUUUUUAGAAGUGUGGUCAAAAGGUAGAUCCUUUGGCCAUUGCACCACUGUAUAUACCACAAUGCUUUUAUAGCCUUAAGGUUGCCAAAGCAUUAUUGGAAUUGUAGAACUAAAACUUAGUUUAUGAUUUCACCCCUUAACGGGGGUUGGUCUUAGACCAAAUCAGUACAAGCCUUUUCAUUAGGAGGUAAGAAUUUAAAAUAUUCAGUUGUUACAAAAAAAAUGAUAGGUGAUUUUUAAUAUCCUGUACUAGAAUGAGAAUUUUUAAUGAUAGUUUGGUUUGUGAUGAAGGGGUGUGUAGAUCACCCUCUGUUCAUCACUUCAAAUUAUUUUAAUAUUAGUCAAUAGAAAAAUGUAGUUAUAUAUUUGUGUAUAUAUAUAUAUAUUUAUGUAGGAAUGUUUCACUAGGAUGUGUUACACAAUGUAAAAUAGGAUAGUUUUCUUUUUAUUCGAAACCCCAGGAUUCCUUCCUGGAACGGUACAAUUUUACCAGCAGCAAAAGCACAAUGCCCUUAAUGAAACACAUUCACAUCCUUUUUAAUAAAUGUUCCCUCUUUAUUCCUGUGUUUUGUGACUUUUAUUGGACAGUGCGACUGGCUUUAAGUGGGGAAGAUUUAUUUAGGAGAAGCUUUAUAGUAGACUGGCGAGGAUUUCAGAGUAGGUCCUCAAAAGCUGUGCCAGAAUCUUUUGAGUUCCUCUUGUUAAUAUGUAAAUUGACCAGUGUACUGUACAUCGCUGUGAUAUGUGAAAAUCCAGUUUGUCCUGUAUUCAUUGAGGCCUAGACUUUGUUAGGCACAUGUAUUACCGCGGGUAGGAUAUUGAUUGCUUCUGCCUGGCUAAUUACAGGGAAGUGGUUUCAGCAUGUUGUCUUUCACACUUCAUGUGCUGCACAGGCUAUUACUAGGAGCACUGAGUGCAAUUAGAAGGACCAGUGGGUAUUGUACUGGACACUAUAGCCAGCUGUUUGUUCAAAAUGGGUCCUCUAAUGGAACAUUAGAUGUGACAUACUGGUUGUUCGUUUGUACACUAAGCAAUUAGAAAUAAUAAGCAAUAGCUGUGUGUGUGAAAUGGAAAUAAGCAUGGUAGGGAAAAGGGGUUAAAGAUAUAACCAAAGAAGAGUGCUUUUAGCUUGUUACUAGUUUCUAAAUACAUCUCGGGCCUUAGAAGUUCUUACCUAACUUAAAUGGUGUGUGGAAGGGUUAAACACCGAGUUGUGCCAGGAAUAGAACGUGUGAGGCACUGUAGAUGGAGGCAUAUCCACUCACUGAGCACUCUUCCCAUACCACCCUAGUUAUUUAACUGACAGUAUAGAUUCACUCAGGGGUUAAAAUAAAGGGAUGAAAGAAAUUUGUUUUGCAACAGGAGAGGUGGUUAAAAGAAAUUGCAAACUAAUCUGAAAACUGACUUACAGCAUUUAGCACAAAGUACGCAAGAUGGAGGGGGAUUAAUAAACAGCUGAAUUCGAUCCCCUCGUUUUGUUCACAAUGCAGUUUUAAUUCACUGUUUAGUAAAUAUACCGUAAAGAGUAGGAAUUCUAAAGUACAGUAUACUAAGAAACUAUUCCAUGGCUCAUCCACUGACCCAAACGGUUAUCAAAGCUAAAACAGAGCAGGACUUGCAAACUUCAUGUUCAGCUUCAGUGGAGACUUUACUUGGGGAAACAUAGCACUUAUUCGCACCAUGGCUCCCACAGUUUCAGGGGUUAGAUGUGAUGUUAAAAGCGUAAUACUUUAGUUCUUACAGCAAUAGAAGUGUAGGGAUUAAAAAGACUGGUAUAUUAUGAUGUGGACAGAACGGGAAGGAAGACCCUAGCAAAUAGAUAUCUGCCUUACCUGACCAACGUGUUCCAACUCUGAACUUCAACCUGCAAAUUCACACUCUGCUCCUGGUAUUUUCCUGAUUGCACACACUUAAUACAGUUUACAGCGGAGACAAGUUUGCCCUGACUGUAGACACAUUGAAAAUAAAAACACGCACACUAUAGCGAGGGAAAUAAUAAUAUUCAAAUAAAUCUAAAACAAACACAAUUGCAGAGUUCUCUAUUCUGCACUUUAAGUCUAUAAACCCAUGUAACCUUAUUGGCAAAAAAAAAUCUGCACAUUUCAUAGAAAUCUACAGCAGCGAGAUUUAGGGAGUUAAUUGGUGGAGAAAAUACGGCAGAACAAGUUGCAAAUUAAAGGGUUCUCUACAUGAAGCAGCGAUAUAUGGUGGAGCAGUGGUUCUUAAACUGUGUCAAGACGCCCAAUGGUGGUUGCGGGGGAGAUGAAAAAGCAUGUGCAGGAGGAAAAUGAAAAGCAAUUUAGCCCAAAUCUGUAAACACAAUGACAAUCUGAAUAAGAAAAAUAAAAAGUUUUUUAUGCCCUGUCUGUAAGGGCUUGUGGUAAAGAGAAUAUCCUCGAGGCCAACUGUGCUUCAAUAGUGGUCAACAGACCUAAAACAUUUGAGAAUCAAUCUCAAGGAACAGUAUUGUGAAAAAGCGGUGUUUAGUACGAUGCCAUCUUGGUGAAAAUUGAAUCUUGUGGACGGACCUAAUCUAAUAUAUGCUCCAAAUGUGAGAAUGGACAUGAUUAGACAUCGGAGCAAAAAAUAAAAAAAUACGAGCAUAUCUGAAAGCAGCGAGAUAAUGAUGGAAAGAGAUACGGUUUUGGUCCCCAGGACUUCCCACAGCUGUAGAUUAAGAAGAUGAGGAACCCAUUGAAGUUGAAUGGGACUAAAAAUGUAACUUCUGCAUGAUCACAGUUUGUUGGGGUUCACCCAUUUGUAUGUUCCUUCAUAGCGGAAGCCAGCUUUCUGCAUAAGCUCAUCGCUUUCAGGGGGGCCACGGCU